UCAAGCAGUCUAUGUUCCAUAAGACACGUUUUCUCCUCUUCGAAUUAGGUGGGUUCUGUGGGUGUGUACCUAUAAGAUAGUAUAGAAGUUUGCCUCAUGGUUAGUUCUCUGUUGAUUCGGACCUGGCCUCAUGAAUACAGCUGCACAAUGUAUGAAACUCCGAUGGUAACUUCACAAGGCCAGUAGUUGCCCUUGGAACCUGCCAAGAGAGGAGCCUUAUCACAGCAAUGGCAGAAUCAAAUGAUUAUGCUGGGGAGUUCCUGGAGGAGUUCAGGGAGCAAAUCAUCCAUCAGGUGCAGGAUGUAGGGCCGAUAGCAAAUGAUGUGGUCUCACAGCAGCUGGUCCACGAGGAGGCAGCGUUCGAUGUGCGGAAUGCUCAAACCCCCCAAGAGGUACUAACGAUACUGUUUAAGGCUCUGGAGAUGGCACUGCCACAAAGCAGAGAGGCCUUUCUUCUGAUCCUGAGGCGACAUGAGCCCAAACUCAUGAAGGAACUGGAAAGGAGACACCAAAACAGCAAGAGCACUCAAACAGAUGUGGCGCCGGGGCCUGUUGAGAGAAGAGAUGAGAGUGUAGCAUGGCGAAAAGGUGACACCCAAUCCAAGAGGGAAUCCCUAAAACGCAGAAGACAGGAAACCAUGCAAGCCAUUGAGAAAAUAGAGAGACUCUGGGAGGGCACAAAAAGAGAGCGAGGAGAAGUGGACAGCAUGAGAGAGAAGAUCCAGAGGCAGCAGGUGGAAAUCACUCAGCUUUUAGAAGAGAGACAACAAAACGAGAGAACUAUCGAGCAGUUGAGAGUUCAGUUACAACAUGCCACAGAGCGAAUGGCACAGAGUGGGGAGGAUGCAGACAGAGAGAGAGAGGGAAUGGAACAGAUGAGGGCUGACAUCCAGACCGAGAGAGACAUGCUAGAGCACAGACGCGAGGAGAUCUUUCGUGAGCGGCAAGAGCUGGAGCUGAUAAGAUACGAGACACUAAGAACAAAGGAGGAGACGCAGAGAAACCAACAGAUCAUUAGGCUGGAGAAAGAGAAGAUGGAUCAGAUGAAGAGUGACAUCCAAGGACAGAUUUACGAAAUAGAAAAACAAAUUGAAGAGACAAAACAUGCUAAAGAAAGCAUGGAACGGAUGAAAGCUGAGGUACAAAGUGAAAAAGAUGAAUUAGAGAAUAAGAAACGUGACAUAAAGAAACAGAGAGAACAAUUCGAACAGAUAAAAAAUGAAAUUAAUACAGUUAAGGAAGAGAUGGAGAUGCGAUGGCGAGAAGCAGAGAAAGAUGAGCAGGAACAGCGAGUGUUCAUUCAACAGGAAAAAGAUCAACUACUGAGUUUGCAGGCUGAAUUAGAAAUAGCAAAGGAGGAGAUUGAAACGAACAAAGAGAAAACCAGUCAAGAGAGAGAGAGACUACACAAUCUGAAAGCAGAUUUACAUCUGGAGAAGGAUUUAAUUGAGAAGAGAAAAUCUGAGGUCUCCAGAAAAGAGAAAGAUUUGGAGAAGGUAAGAUGGGAGUUAGACACGUCACAGGAGGAGCUGGAGAGAGAAAAAGAAGAAGUGAUUAAGGAGAGAGAAAAGCUAGACUGGGCAAGAGUUGACAUCCAAAAGAAGACAAAGACCAUUGAUAGGAGGAUAGAGGAGAAGAGACAAGCAAGCCGAAAACUGGAGCAGGUGAGAGCUGAGGUCCAGAGGGCCAAAGACAUCCUGGAGAAACAGCGGGAUGAUGCCCGGAAGGCAAAGGAAGAAAUGGAGAAGCGAAAGUAUGACACAAUGAAAGAGGAGAUUGAACAUCGAGCUGGAAUACAGAGAGAGAGAGACGAAGUGGAGAGGAUGAAGGCAGAGGUCCAGAGGGUUAGUGAGAUGAACAGGAUAAAGGAAGAGAAAGAAAGGCAACAACUGAGACACUGGAGUGAAGAAGUGCAACGGGAUAAGGAGACAACUGAAAGAAUGAAAGCUGAGAUAGAAAUAGAGAAGGAAAACAUAGAGAGAAGGAGCACUGAUAUUCUGAAAGAAAGACAAGAACUGGAGGCUAUGAGGUAUGGUCUACUAAAGAACAGGGAAGAGACAGAGCAGAGCCGGGAGAUUAUAAAAAGAGAGAAAGAACGAAUGGAGAAAAUGAAAGCUCACAUACAGCUUCAGAUUGAUGAAAUUGAGCAUAAAAUAGAAGAAACAAAACAAACAAAGGACCAAAUGGACCUCAUGAAAGCAGAGAUCCAAAGAGAACGAGAUGAAGUGGAAACACAAAGGGAGAAAAAUAAGGUGGAAAAGGAACAUUACGAGUCAAUAAAGUCUGAAAUCAUUCAGCUAAAAGAUGAAAUGGAAAGAAAAUGGUCUGAGGCAGAGAAGGAAGAAAUGGAACAGAGAACAAGAACCCAACAAGAACGAGAAAAUCUGGAACAACUUAAGGAGGAGAUUCAAAAAGAAAAAGAAAACAUUGAAAUGAACAGGGAAGAAAUUAGACAAGAGAAAGAGCUGAUUGAACAAAUGAAAGCCUUUUUAAGAGGGGAGAAAGACUCUAUCAAGAAAAGAACAAAUGAUGUGAAGAAAAGGGAGGAACAGUUAAAGCAAGAAUUUGAUGCUCAGAAGGAAGAUAUCCAAAGCAGAGAGACCAAUGUACAAAAAGAGGUGGAUGAAAUCAACCAAAUGAGACAAGAACUGAAACAACAGAUGAGAGAGCUUGAGAAAAGGGUUUCUGAGGCAUCAAGGGCCCAUGAAGAGGCCGAAGAGAUAAAGGAAACAGUAAAGGAAGCUGAGAGCACCCUGGAACAACAGCGAUUGGAGACUGUUAAAGGAAGAGAGGAGAUAGAGAAAAGGAGAUAUGAGGUGGCAAUGGAGGAGUUGGAGAAACGAGCAGAGCUGCAAAGAGAGAGAGAAGAACUGGAGAACAUGAGGACAGAAAUACUUAGAUUACAACAGGACCAGGAGAGAGUGAGAGAUGCUGAUGAAAGACAGCUCUUACAGAGCAUGCUCCAAGAAAACAAGCAGGAAAAAGAAAUGAUUGAACAGUUGAGAGUUGCUAUGCAGAGGGAGAGAGAUGAUCUUGAUAAGGUUACAAGGGAAUCAAAGAAAGAACAAGAUGAGCUGGAGCAGGUACGUGAGGAAACUCUUAGACUCAAGGAGGAACUGGAUAAGAGUAGGUACGAUGGCAUUAGAGAAGAGUUACAACAGAGGACACAACAGCAGAAAGAGAGAGAGGAUAUAGAAAGAGCCAAAAAUGCAGUGGUGAGAGAGAGAGAAAUUAUUGAACAGACCCGAGAGACAGUAACACUGGAGAAGCAGAGAAUGGAACAAGUAAGGACAGAACUGGAGGAACAGACAGAAGAUGUUAAGAGAAGAUUGCGAGAAACAAGACAGGAGGAGGAACGACUGGAACAGAUGAGAGUUGAGCUCGAGAACCAAAGGGAGAAUCUGGAAAGAAUGAGAGAGGAAACGCGGAAAGAGACAGAGCCAUAUGAGCGGGUAAAACAAGAAAUAGACAGAGUCAGAGCAGAGAUUGAGAGAAUGUGGGAUGAGACUGAGAGAGAGGAAAGGGAGGAGAGAGAAAAGUUACAGGUAGAAAAAGAAGAGGUGAACAAGAGAGUGGAAGAGAUUAAAAGACAAAUGCACCAGAUCCAGGGCAUGAAGGAUGACUUAAACAAGCAGAAACAUGAGACUGAAGCCAAGAUGGAAAGAAUCCAAAGAGAGAUGGAGCAACUUGAGAAGACGAGAGCUGACAUACAGAGACAGAAAGAGGAGGUGGAGACAAAAAUGGUGGAGACAAAAAUGGAGAAGAAUGAGCUGGAGAGGAUGCGCUCAGAUAUCUUGAAACAGAGAGAGGAGGUAGAGCUCAAGAUGCAACAAGCCCAAAUGGAGAUGGAGGAAAUGAGGAGACAGAGGGAUGAGAUCCAGAAGCAACGAGAGGAGCUAGAGGACAAAAUGCAAAAGACUAAACGAGACAUGGCAGAGAUGGAGUACAUGAGAGCUGAGAUGGAGAGAAAGAGGAAGGAGGUUGAGCAGAGACUGAGGAAAACCAGGAGAAAGAGAGACGAGAUGGAACAGAUUAAAGCGGAGAUAGAGAAAGCAAAGGAUGAAUUUCAACUCAAAAGAGAAGAGACAGAGAAAGAGAAACAAGAUAUGGAGAGGUUCAUGGCUGAAAUACAAAGAGCCAGAGAUGAAUUUGACAGCAAGGCAGAAUUUAGUGACAGAGACCCAGAAGAACAGGAUAAAAUCAACAUAGAAAUCUUUCGACUGAUUCAGGAAAUGGAGAGAACGAGAGAAAUGAUUUGGAGAUCAAAAAUGGACAUGCAGAGUCAAAUGGAAGCAUGUCAUAUAGACAUCAGUGACAGAGAGCUUAUUAACACAGAGCUGCAAAGACUGAUUCAAGAGAUAGAGCACAUCCGUGAGUUGCUGAGAACAAUAAAACUAGAAACAGACCAAAGUGCACAUGCCAUUAAGAGAGAGAGGGAUGAGCUGAGAAUGGUAAGGCUAGAGAUACAAAGAAAGAGAAGAGACCUGGACCAGAGACUUGAAAGAACCCUGAGAGCAAGAGAUGAGCUGGAAAUUCUGAAAUUGAAGCUGGCACAACAGCGGGAUGAGGUGGAAGAACGGCUGAGAGAGUGUGAGAUUGAAACAGAAAAGGUAGAGACCAAGAGAGAGGAUAUGCAACAAGAUUCAGAAGCUAUACAACAGGCCCAAGAAGAGAAAAAGAAGCUGCAGUUGGACCUUGAAGACUUACAGCAACAGAAGGAAAUACUGAAGGCUGAGAUGUUGCAACUCAGACGUGGACCUGAACGGGAAAUGAAAGACGAGAAAGACUUGGAUGACUCUGGGAUGGGAGAUGAGCUAGAAAAACAUCAGCUCUCAAUCAGUAUGUCUGAGAUGGAGGAACAGCAAAAUGACAUACAGCAACAGAAAGAAAUACUCCAAAGAGAGAGAUGUGCACUAGAGGAAAUAAAGAUUGAGAUAGACAGAGAGAAAGACAAAAUAGAGAAAAUGAAGGACAGGAUCAAAGAUGAAAACAGCAGGUUGGAAACAAUGACAGAACAGCUCAACAAAGAGAGGGAAAAGGUUGAGAGUAUGAAUUUGGACUCUUUCAGAAUGAAGCAAGAGCUUGAACUAAUGCAUGCCGAGAUAGAAAGAAAGGAAGAAAAUGUUAAGUGCAGCCAAGCUCAACUUGAUGAAGACAAAAGAGUUAUUGGGGAAAAGAAAUUAGAACUGCAAAAAGAAAAGGAAGACAAUGAGAGAGAUGCCAAAAAGAUCAGCGAAGAUCUAGACAUACUUAAAAUAGAGAGAGAAAGACAAAGAGAAGAAAUACUAAAUGAAAAGGAACAGCUUGAAAAACAGAAGAGUGAAUUACUAAAUGAAAAUGUAGAGAUCCAAAAGAAAACCUCAAAAUUGGAUAUUAUUGCAAAUGAAAUAAAAAGAGAACAGAGAGAAAUAGAGGAAAAAGCAGGGGAACUUACAAAACAAAAGGAAGACUUUGAUGAAGAAAUGAGAAAACAGACAAAAGAAGUUAACGAAAGCAGAAAUGAACUUGAACAGAAAUGGAAAGAUUUAGAAAAGGUGAAGGAAUUUCUGCAGGCUGAAAUACAGCAACAAAGACAAGAUGCUCAGAAACUCCUGGAGGAUACAUUAAGAGCAGAAAAGCUGAAGAAAGAACAAAUUCAGAAUGAAAUGGAGGAACUAAAAAACAAAAUGGCUGACAUGGAAAAAAAUAUGGCUGAUCUCCAGAGACAAAAGAUGGAGGUAAAGAUGAAACAUGAUGAAUUUGAGGUAAGGAUGGAAAAAGUGAAAAUUGAUAUACAAAUACUAGAGGAAAAGGAAAUGAACAUAAAAAGACAGAAAGAAGAACUUGAUAAAAGAAUGGUUGAGACAACGAGGGAAAAACAGCUCAUUGAAAAAGAAAAAAAUUACUUAUCCGGACAAAGGGAGGAAACAGAAGCUAAAUUAAAACUCUUGAAAAAAGAAAUGGAAAAAGUGAAAAGCAUUGAAAAUGACAUUCAAAAACAGAGAGAAGAUGUAGAUGCCAAAAUACAGAAGAUGAAAAGGGAGAUGAGAGAGAUGGGACUCACUAAAGCUGAGCUGGAGGCCAAGAGAAGACAACUGGAGCACACCAUCAGAAGGAACACCAGAAAACUAAACGAGAUGGAACAAUCAAAGACAAAAAUACAACAAGCUAAAGAAGAUCUAGAUGCAGUUAUGGAGAGGAUAACACUGGAGAAGAAAGAACUUAAAGAGAUGAAAUAUAUUUUAGAAACCCAGAUUCAGAAUGACAGAAAGGAACUUGAAAGGAUUGAGAAGGAGCUUAAUCAGAAAAUCAACUUUUUGGAAACUGCACAUAACAGAUUCAGAGAAAAUGAAUAUGCACUUAAAAUGCAAAUACAAACUCUGGAGAAAACUAGGGAAGAUGUAGAAAAUGAAAGACACAAAAUGGCAAAAGUGAUUCAGGAACAAAGUGAUAUACUUGAAAAUGAGAGGCAAAUGCUUAACAAAGCAAUAGAAGAGAUACAAAAACAAAGGGAAGAAAUCAAACAGGAAAGGAAGGAAAUAGACAUGAGAAGAGUGCAGAUGGAGGAAAUUCAGAAAGAGAUAGAGACAAACAGAAAAGAAAGGCAUGAUGUUCUAAAAGAUAGAAUUAAAGAGCUUAACCAGAGGAUCGAGUUGUUUGAAAUUGAGAGCAACAAACUGAGAGAAACUCAAAAUGAACUUCAACUCCAAAGACAAACUCUUCAGACAUCUAAAGAAGACUUGGAGAAAGAAAGAGGUAAAAUGUCACAUGACUUUCAGGAACAGAGAGAUAUCCUCACAAACGAGUGGCAGAAAUUGGACGAGACUAAAGAGCAGAUGAAAAGAGAAAGGAAGGAGCUGGAUCAAGAAAGGAAAGAAAUAGGCUUGAGACUAGUUGAGAUGGAGCAGCUUCAAACGGAGGUAGGCAAAAUGAAACAAGAAGCCCAAGUUGGUAUUGAAGACAGAAUUAGAGAAGCCUCUAUUGAGACUGAACAACUUGUCAAGGCAAAGGAAGAGCUCGACACAAAAAUGCAUGAAAUAAAGAUGGAAAUGGACGCCCUUCAGAAACUCAAGGUUGAGUUGAAAAGGGAAAGAGAAGAACUUGAUAGAAAUAUGGAGCAGACAAAGAUUGAGAUUGACCAACUUGAGAUGGACAAAUCUAAUAUUCAAAGACAGAAAGAAGAGCUUGAAAAGGCCAUGUUUGACACAAAAGUUGAAAAGGAAGAUCUGGAGAGGCUAAAAUCUGACAUCUUAAAACAAAAGGAUGACACUGAGGCGAAACUGGUGACGCUGCAGCAAGAGAUGGAGGAAAUGGGAGUCUUGAAGGAUGACAUGAAGAAGCAGAAGGAUGAACUGGACGACAAGAUGCAGAAGAUGAAACGAGAGAUGGAAGAGAUGGAACUCACAAAAGCUGAGCUAGAGGCCAAAAGAAAAGAGUUGGAGCACACCAUCAGAAGAAACACCAGGAAACUGAAUGAGAUAGAACAAUCAAAGACUGACAUGCAACAAGCUAAAGAGGAGGUGGAUAAUGCAAUGAAGAAAAUCACGCUUGAGAAAGAAGAACUAAAUAAAAUGAAAGUGGUUUUGCAAAGGCAGUUUGAGGAUGAUAGAAAUGAGCUUCAAAGGAUGGAAAGGGAGCUUCAUCAAAGGAUAGGAUUGUUUGAAAUUGAGAGCAACAAACUGAGAGAAACUCAAAAUGAACUUCAACUUCAAAGACAAACUCUUCAGACAUCUAAAGAAGACCUGGAAAAAGAAAGAGGUAAAAUGUCACAUGACUUUCAGGAACAGAGAGAUAUCCUCACAAAUGAGUGGCAGAAAUUGGACGAGACUAAAGAACAGAUGAAAACAGAAAGGAAGGAGCUGGAUGAAGAGAGGAAAGAAAUAAGCUUGAGACAAGUUGAGAUGCAGCAGCUUCAAACGGAGGUAGGCAAAAUGAAACAAGAAGCCCAAGUUGGUAUUGAAGACAGAAUUAGAGAAGCCUCUAUUGAGACUGAACAACUUGUCAAGGCAAAGGAAGAGCUUGACACAAAAAUGCAUGAAAUAAAGAUGGAAAUGGACGCCCUUCAGAAACUCAAGGAUGAGUUGAAAAGGGAAAGAGAAGAACUUGAUAGAAAUAUGGAGCAGACAAAGAUUGAGAUCGACCAACUUGAGAUGAACAAAUCUAAUAUUCAAAGACAGAAAGAAGAGCUUGAAAAGGCCAUGUUUGACACAAAAGUUGAAAAGGAAGAUCUGGAGAGGCUAAAAUCUGACAUCUUAAAACAAAAGGAUGACACUGAGGCGAAACUGGUGACGCUGCAGCAAGAGAUGGAGGAAAUGGGAGUCUUGAAGGAUGACAUGAAGAAGCAGAAGGAUGAACUGGACGACAAGAUGCAGAAGAUGAAACGAGAGAUGGAAGAGAUGGAACUCACAAAAGCUGAGCUAGAGGCCAAAAGAAAAGAGUUGGAGCACACCAUCAGAAGAAACACCAGGAAACUGAAUGAGAUAGAACAAUCAAAGACUGACAUGCAACAAGCUAAAGAGGAGGUGGAUAAUGCAAUGAAGAAAAUCACGCUUGAGAAAGAAGAACUAAAUAAAAUGAAAGUGGUUUUGCAAAGGCAGUUUGAGGAUGAUAGAAAUGAGCUUCAAAGGAUGGAAAGGGAGCUUCAUCAAAGGAUAGGAUUGUUUGAAAUUGAGAGCAACAAACUGAGAGAAACUCAAAAUGAACUUCAACUUCAAAGACAAACUCUUCAGACAUCUAAAGAAGACCUGGAAAAAGAAAGAGGUAAAAUGUCACAUGACUUUCAGGAACAGAGAGAUAUCCUCACAAACGCGUGGCAGAAAUUGGACGAGACUAAACAACAGAUGAAAAGAGAAAGGAAGGAGCUGGAUCAAGAAAGGAAAGAAAUAGGCUUGAGACAAGUUGAGAUGGAGCAGCUUCAAACGGAGGUAGGCAAAAUGAAACAAGAAGCCAAAGUUGGUCUUGAAGACAGAAUUAGAGAAGCCUCUAUUGAGACUGAACAACUUGUCAAGGCAAAGGAAGAGCUCGACACAAAAAAGGAUGAAAGAAAAAUGGAAAGGGACACCCUUCAGAAACUCAAGGAUGAGUUGAAAAGGGAAAGAGAAGAACUUGAUAGAAAUAUGGAGCAGACAAAGAUUGAGAUCGACCAACUUGAGAUGGAAAAAUCUAAUAUUCAAAGACAGAAAGAAGAGCUUGAAAAGGCCAUGUUUGACACAAAAGUUGAAAAGGAAGAUCUGGAGAGGCUAAAAUCUGACAUCUUAAAACAAAAGGAGGACACUGAGGCGAAAAUGGUGACGCUGCAGCAAGAAAUGGAGGAAAUGGGUGUCAUGAAGGAAGACAUGAAGAAGCAGAAGGAUGAACUGGACGACAAGAUGCAGAAGAUGAAACGAGAGAUGGAAGAGAUGGAACUCACAAAAGCUGAGCUAGAGGCCAAAAGAAAAGAGUUGGAGCACACCAUCAGAAGAAACACCAGGAAAAUGAAUGAGAUGGAACAAUCAAGGACUGACAUGCAACAAGCUAAAGAGGAGGUGGAUAAUGCAAUGAAGAAAAUCAUGCUUGAGAAGGAAGAACUAAAUGAAAUGAAAGUGGUUUUGCAAAGGCAGUUUGAGGAUGAUAGAAAUGAGCUUCAAAGGAUGGAAAGGGAGCUUCAUCAAAGGAUAGGUUUGUUUGAAAUUGAGAGCAACAAACUGAGAGAAACUCAAAAUGAACUUCAACUUCAACGACAAACUCUUCAGACAUCUAAAGAAGACUUGGAAAAGGAAAGAGGAAAAAUGUCACAUGACUUUCAGGUACAGAGAGAUAUCCUCACAGACGAGUGGCAGAAAUUGAACGAGACUAAGGAACAGAUGAAAAGAGAAAGGAAGGAGCUGGAUGAAGAGAGGAAAGAAAUAGGCUUGAGACAAGUUGAGAUAGAGCAGCUUCAAACGGAGGUAGGCAAAAUGAAACAAGAAGCCCAACUUGGUAUUGAAGACAGGGUUAGAGAAGCCUCUAUUGAGACUGAACAACUUGUCAAGGCAAAGGAAGAACUCGACACAAAAAUGCAUGACAUAAAGAUGGAAAUGGACGCCCUUCAGAAACUCAAGGAUGAGUUGAAAAGGGAAAGAGAAGAACUUGAUAGAAAUAUGGAGCAGACAAAGAUUGAGAUUGACCAACUUGAGAUAGUCAAAUCCGAUAUUCAAAGACAGAAAGUAGAGCUUGAAAAGGCAAUGUUUGACACAAAGGUUGAAAAGCAAGAUCUGGAGAGGCUAAAAUCUGACAUCUUAAAACAAAAGGAGGACACUGAGGCGAAACUGGUGACGCUGCACCAAGAGAUGGAGGAAAUGGGAGUCUUGAAGGAUGACAUGAAGAAGCAGAAGGAUGAACUGGACGACAAGAUGCAGAAGAUGAAACGAGAGAUGGAAGAGAUGGAACUCACAAAAGCUGAGCUAGAGGCCAAAAGAAAAGAGUUGGAGCACACCAUCAGAAGAAACACCAGGAAACUGAAUGAGAUAGAACAAUCAAAGACUGACAUGCAACAAGCUAAAGAGGAGGUGGAUAAUGCAAUGAAGAAAAUCACGCUUGAGAAGGAAGAACUAAAUGAAAUGAAAGUGGUUUUGCAAAGGCAGUUUGAGGAUGAUAGAAAUGAGCUUCAAAGGAUGGAAAGGGAGCUUCAACAAAGGAUAGGGUUGUUUGAAAUUGAGAGCAACAGUCUGAGAGAAACUCAAAAUGAACUUCAACUUCAAAGACAAACUCUUCAGACAUCUAAAGAAGACUUGGAAAAAGAAAGAGGUAAAAUGUCACAUGACUUUCAGGAACAGAGAGAUAUCCUCACAAACGCGUGGCAGAAAUUGGACGAGACUAAACAACAGAUGAAAAGAGAAAGGAAGGAGCUGGAUCAAGAAAGGAAAGAAAUAGGCUUGAGACAAGUUGAGAUGGAGCAGCUUCAAACGGAGGUAGGCAAAAUGAAACAAGAAGCCCAAGUUGGUAUUGAAGACAGAAUUAGAGAAGCCUCUAUUGAGACUGAACAACUUGUCAAGGCAAAGGAAGAGCUUGACACAAAAAUGCAUGAAAUAAAGAUGGAAAUGGACGCCCUUCAGAAACUCAAGGAUGAGUUGAAAAGGGAAAGAGAAGAACUUGAUAGAAAUAUGGAGCAGACAAAGAUUGGGAUCGACCAACUUGAGAUGAAAAAAUCUAAUAUUCAAAGACAGAAAGAAGAGCUUGAAAAGGCCAUGUUUGACACAAAAGUUGAAAAGGAAGAUCUGGAGAGGCUAAAAUCUGACAUCUUAAAACAAAAGGAGGACACUGAGGCGAAAAUGGUGACGCUGCAGCAAGAGAUGGAGGAAAUGGGUGUCAUGAAGGAAGACAUGAAGAAGCAGAAGGAUGAACUGGACGACAAGAUGCAGAAGAUGAAACGAGAGAUGGAAGAGAUGGAACUCACAAAAGCUGAGCUAGAGGCCAAAAGAAAAGAGUUGGAGCACACCAUCAGAAGAAACACCAGGAAAAUGAAUGAGAUGGAACAAUCAAGGACUGACAUGCAACAAGCUAAAGAGGAGGUGGAUAAUGCAAUGAAGAAAAUCACGCUGGAGAAGGAAGAACUAAAUGAAAUGAAAGUGGUUUUGCAAAGGCAGUUUGAGGAUGAUAGAAAUGAGCUUCAAAGGAUGGAAAGGGAGCUCCAUCAAAGGAUAGGGUUGUUUGAAAUUGAGAGCAACAAACUGAGAGAAACUCAAAAUGAACUUCAACUUCAAAGACAAACUCUUCAGACAUCUAAAGAAGACUUGGAAAAGGAAAGAGGAAAAAUGUCACAUGACUUUAACGUACAGAGAGAUAUCCUCACAAACGAGUGGCAGAAAUUGGACGAGACUAAACAACAGAUGAAAAGAGAAAGGAAGGAGCUGGAUGUUGAGAGGAAAGAAAUAGGCUUGAGACAAGUUGAGAUGGAGCAGCUUCAAACGGAGGUAGGCAAAAUGAAACAAGAAGCCCAAGUUGGUAUUGAAGACAGAAUUAGAGAAGCCUCUAUUGAGACUGAACAACUUGUCAAGGCAAAGUUAGAACUCGACACAAAAAUGCAUGAAAUAAAGAUGGAAAUGGACGCCCUUCAGAAACUCAAGGAUGAGUUGAAAAGGGAAAGAGAAGAACUUGAUAGAAAUAUGGAGCAGACAAAGUUUGAGAUCGACCAACUUGAGAUGAAAAAAUCUAAUAUUCAAAGACAGAAAGAAGAGCUUGAAAAGGCCAUGUUUGACACAAAAGUUGAAAAGGAAGAUCUGGAGAGGCUAAAAUCUGACAUCUUAAAACAAAAGGAGGACACUGAGGCGAAAAUGGUGACGCUGCAGCAAGAGAUGGAGGAAAUGGGUGUCAUGAAGGAAGACAUGAAGAAGCAGAAGGAUGAACUGGACGACAAGAUGCAGAAGAUGAAACGAGAGAUGGAAGAGAUGGAACUCACAAAAGCUGAGCUAGAGGCCAAAAGAAAAGAGUUGGAGCACACCAUCAGAAGAAACACCAGGAAAAUGAAUGAGAUGGAACAAUCAAGGACUGACAUGCAACAAGCUAAAGAGGAGGUGGAUAAUGCAAUGAAGAAAAUCACGCUGGAGAAGGAAGAACUAAAUGAAAUGAAAGUGGUUUUGCAAAGGCAGUUUGAGGAUGAUAGAAAUGAGCUUCAAAGGAUGGAAAGGGAGCUUCAUCAAAGGAUAGGGUUGUUUGAAAUUGAGAGCAACAAACUGAGAGAAACUCAAAAUGAACUUCAACUUCAAAGACAAACUCUUCAGACAUCUAAAGAAGACUUGGAAAAGGAAAGAGGAAAAAUGUCACAUGACUUUAACGUACAGAGAGAUAUCCUCACAAACGAGUGGCAGAAAUUGGACGAGACUAAACAACAGAUGAAAAGAGAAAGGAAGGAGCUGGAUGUUGAGAGGAAAGAAAUAGGCUUGAGACAAGUUGAGAUGGAGCAGCUUCAAACCGAGGUAGGCAAAAUGAAACAAGAAGCCCAAGUUGGUAUUGAAGACAGAAUUAGAGAAGCCUCUAUUGAGACUGAACAACUUGUCAAGGCAAAGUUAGAACUCGACACAAAAAUGCAUGAAAUAAAGAUGGAAAUGGACGCCCUUCAGAAACUCAAGGAUGAGUUGAAAAGGGAAAGAGAAGAACUUGAUAGAAAUAUGGAGCAGACAAAGUUUGAAAUCGACCAACUUGAGAUGGACAAAUCUAAUAUUCAAAGACAGAAAGAAGAGCUUGAAAAGGCCAUGUUUGACACAAAAGUUGAAAAGGAAAAUCUGGAGAGGCUAAAAUCUGACAUCUUAAAACAAAAGGAGGACACUGAGGCGAAACUGGUGACGCUGCAGCAAGAGGUGGAGGAAAUGGGAGUCUUGAAGGAUGACAUGAAGAAGCAGAAGGAUGAACUGGACGACAAGAUGCAGAAGAUGAAACGAGAGAUGGAAGAGAUGGAACUCACAAAAGCUGAGCUAGAGGCCAAAAGAAAAGAGUUGGAGCACACCAUCAGAAGAAACACCAGGAAACUGAAUGAGAUAGAACAAUCAAAGACUGACAUGCAACAAGCUAAAGAGGAGGUGGAUAAUGCAAUGAAGAAAAUCACGCUUGAGAAGGAAGAACUAAAUGAAAUGAAAGUGGUUUUGCCAAGGCAGUUUGAGGAUGAUAGAAAUGAGCUUCAAAGGAUGGAAAGGGAGCUUCAACAAAGGAUAGGGUUGUUUGAAAUUGAGAGCAACAGUCUGAGAGAAACUCAAAAUGAACUUCAACUUCAAAGACAAACUCUUCAGACAUCUAAAGAAGACUUGGAAAAAGAAAGAGGUAAAAUGUCACAUGACUUUCAGGAACAGAGAGAUAUCCUCACAAACGCGUGGCAGAAAUUGGACGAGACUAAACAACAGAUGAAAAGAGAAAGGAAGGAGCUGGAUCAAGAAAGGAAAGAAAUAGGCUUGAGACAAGUUGAGAUGGAGCAGCUUCAAACGGAGGUAGGCAAAAUGAAACAAGAAGCCCAAGUUGGUAUUGAAGACAGAAUUAGAGAAGCCUCUAUUGAGACUGAACAACUUGUCAAGGCAAAGUUAGAACUCGACACAAAAAUGCAUGAAAUAAAGAUGGAAAUGGACGCCCUUCAGAAACUCAAGGAUGAGUUGAAAAGGGAAAGAGAAGAACUUGAUAGAAAUAUGGAGCAGACAAAGUUUGAGAUCGACCAACUUGAGAUGGACAAAUCUAAUAUUCAAAGACAGAAAGAAGAGCUUGAAAAGGCCAUGUUUGACACAAAAGUUGAAAAGGAAGAUCUGGAGAGGCUAAAAUCUGACAUCUUAAAACAAAAGGAGGACACUGAGGCGAAACUGGUGACGCUGCAGCAAGAGAUGGAGGAAAUGGGAGUCUUGAAGGAUGACAUGAAGAAGCAGAAGGAUGAACUGGAUGACAAGAUGCAGAAGAUGAAACGAGAGAUGGAAGAGAUGGAACUCACAAAAGCUGAGCUAGAGGCCAAAAGAAAAGAGUUGGAGCACACCAUCAGAAGAAACACCAGGAAACUGAAUGAGAUAGAACAAUCAAAGACUGACAUGCAACAAGCUAAAGAGGAGGUGGAUAAUGCAAUGAAGAAAAUCACGCUUGAGAAGGAAGAAUUAAAUGAAAUGAAAGUGGUUUUGCAAAGGCAGUUCGAGGAUGAUAGAAAUGAGCUUCAAAGGAUGGAAAGGGAGCUUCAACAAAGGAUAGGGUUGUUUGAAAUUGAGAGCAACAAACUGAGAGAAACUCAAAAUGAACUUCAACUUCAAAGACAAACUCUUCAGACAUCUAAAGAAGACUUGGAAAAAGAAAGGGGUAAAAUGUCACAUGACUUUCAGGAACAGAGAGAUAUCCUUACAAACGAGUGGCAAAAAUAUGACGAGACUAAAGAACAGAUGAAAAGAGAAAGGAAGGAGCUGGAUCAAGAAAGGAAAGAAUUAGGCUUGAGACAAGUUGAGAUGGAGCAGCUUCAAACGGAGCUAGGCAAAAUGAAACAAGAAGCCCAAGUUGGUCUUGAAGACAGAAUUACAGAAGCCUCUAUUGAGACUGAACAACUUGUCAAGGCAAAGGAAGAGCUCGACACAAAAAAGGAUGAAAGAAAAAUGGAAAGGGACGCCCUUCAGAAACUCAAGGAUGAGUUGAAAAGGGAAAGAGAAGAACUUGAUAGAAAUAUGGAGCAGACAAAGAUUGAGAUCGACCAACUUGAGAUGGAAAAAUCUAAUAUUCAAAGACAGAAAGAAGAGCUUGAAAAGGCCAUGUUUGACACAAAAGUUGAAAAGGAAGAUCUGGAGAGGCUAAAAUCUGACAUCUUAAAACAAAAGGAGGACACUGAGGCGAAAAUGGUGACGCUGCAGCAAGAAAUGGAGGAAAUGGGUGUCAUGAAGGAAGACAUGAAGAAGCAGAAGGAUGAACUGGACGACAAGAUGCAGAAGAUGAAACGAGAGAUGGAAGAGAUGGAACUCACAAAAGCUGAGCUAGAGGCCAAAAGAAAAGAGUUGGAGCACACCAUCAGAAGAAACACCAGGAAAAUGAAUGAGAUGGAACAAUCAAGGACUGACAUGCAACAAGCUAAAGAGGAGGUGGAUAAUGCAAUGAAGAAAAUCAUGCUUGAGAAGGAAGAACUAAAUGAAAUGAAAGUGGUUUUGCAAAGGCAGUUUGAGGAUGAUAGAAAUGAGCUUCAAAGGAUGGAAAGGGAGCUUCAUCAAAGGAUAGGUUUGUUUGAAAUUGAGAGCAACAAACUGAGAGAAACUCAAAAUGAACUUCAACUUCAACGACAAACUCUUCAGACAUCUAAAGAAGACUUGGAAAAGGAAAGAGGAAAAAUGUCACAUGACUUUCAGGUACAGAGAGAUAUCCUCACAGACGAGUGGCAGAAAUUGAACGAGACUAAGGAACAGAUGAAAAGAGAAAGGAAGGAGCUGGAUGUUGAGAGGAAAGAAAUAGGCUUGAGACAAGUUGAGAUAGAGCAGCUUCAAACGGAGGUAGGCAAAAUGAAACAAGAAGCCCAACUUGGUAUUGAAGACAGGGUUAGAGAAGCCUCUAUUGAGACUGAACAACUUGUCAAGGCAAAGGAAGAACUCGACACAAAAAUGCAUGACAUAAAGAUGGAAAUGGACGCCCUUCAGAAACUCAAGGAUGAGUUGAAAAGGGAAAGAGAAGAACUUGAUAGAAAUAUGGAGCAGACAAAGAUUGAGAUUGACCAACUUGAGAUAGUCAAAUCCGAUAUUCAAAGACAGAAAGUAGAGCUUGAAAAGGCAAUGUUUGACACAAAGGUUGAAAAGCAAGAUCUGGAGAGGCUAAAAUCUGACAUCUUAAAACAAAAGGAGGACACUGAGGCGAAACUGGUGACGCUGCACCAAGAGAUGGAGGAAAUGGGAGUCUUGAAGGAUGACAUGAAGAAGCAGAAGGAUGAACUGGACGACAAGAUGCAGAAGAUGAAACGAGAGAUGGAAGAGAUGGAACUCACAAAAGCUGAGCUAGAGGCCAAAAGAAAAGAGUUGGAGCACACCAUCAGAAGAAACACCAGGAAACUGAAUGAGAUAGAACAAUCAAAGACUGACAUGCAACAAGCUAAAGAGGAGGUGGAUAAUGCAAUGAAGAAAAUCACGCUUGAGAAGGAAGAACUAAAUGAAAUGAAAGUGGUUUUGCAAAGGCAGUUUGAGGAUGAUAGAAAUGAGCUUCAAAGGAUGGAAAGGGAGCUUCAACAAAGGAUAGGGUUGUUUGAAAUUGAGAGCAACAGUCUGAGAGAAACUCAAAAUGAACUUCAACUUCAAAGACAAACUCUUCAGACAUCUAAAGAAGACUUGGAAAAAGAAAGAGGUAAAAUGUCACAUGACUUUCAGGAACAGAGAGAUAUCCUCACAAACGCGUGGCAGAAAUUGGACGAGACUAAACAACAGAUGAAAAGAGAAAGGAAGGAGCUGGAUCAAGAAAGGAAAGAAAUAGGCUUGAGACAAGUUGAGAUGGAGCAGCUUCAAACGGAGGUAGGCAAAAUGAAACAAGAAGCCCAAGUUGGUAUUGAAGACAGAAUUAGAGAAGCCUCUAUUGAGACUGAACAACUUGUCAAGGCAAAGGAAGAGCUUGACACAAAAAUGCAUGAAAUAAAGAUGGAAAUGGACGCCCUUCAGAAACUCAAGGAUGAGUUGAAAAGGGAAAGAGAAGAACUUGAUAGAAAUAUGGAGCAGACAAAGAUUGGGAUCGACCAACUUGAGAUGAAAAAAUCUAAUAUUCAAAGACAGAAAGAAGAGCUUGAAAAGGCCAUGUUUGACACAAAAGUUGAAAAGGAAGAUCUGGAGAGGCUAAAAUCUGACAUCUUAAAACAAAAGGAGGACACUGAGGCGAAAAUGGUGACGCUGCAGCAAGAGAUGGAGGAAAUGGGUGUCAUGAAGGAAGACAUGAAGAAGCAGAAGGAUGAACUGGACGACAAGAUGCAGAAGAUGAAACGAGAGAUGGAAGAGAUGGAACUCACAAAAGCUGAGCUAGAGGCCAAAAGAAAAGAGUUGGAGCACACCAUCAGAAGAAACACCAGGAAAAUGAAUGAGAUGGAACAAUCAAGGACUGACAUGCAACAAGCUAAAGAGGAGGUGGAUAAUGCAAUGAAGAAAAUCACGCUGGAGAAGGAAGAACUAAAUGAAAUGAAAGUGGUUUUGCAAAGGCAGUUUGAGGAUGAUAGAAAUGAGCUUCAAAGGAUGGAAAGGGAGCUCCAUCAAAGGAUAGGGUUGUUUGAAAUUGAGAGCAACAAACUGAGAGAAACUCAAAAUGAACUUCAACUUCAAAGACAAACUCUUCAGACAUCUGAAGAAGACUUGGAAAAGGAAAGAGGAAAAAUGUCACAUGACUUUAACGUACAGAGAGAUAUCCUCACAAACGAGUGGCAGAAAUUGGACGAGACUAAACAACAGAUGAAAAGAGAAAGGAAGGAGCUGGAUGUUGAGAGGAAAGAAAUAGGCUUGAGACAAGUUGAGAUGGAGCAGCUUCAAACGGAGGUAGGCAAAAUGAAACAAGAAGCCCAAGUUGGUAUUGAAGACAGAAUUAGAGAAGCCUCUAUUGAGACUGAACAACUUGUCAAGGCAAAGUUAGAACUCGACACAAAAAUGCAUGAAAUAAAGAUGGAAAUGGACGCCCUUCAGAAACUCAAGGAUGAGUUGAAAAGGGAAAGAGAAGAACUUGAUAGAAAUAUGGAGCAGACAAAGUUUGAGAUCGACCAACUUGAGAUGAAAAAAUCUAAUAUUCAAAGACAGAAAGAAGAGCUUGAAAAGGCCAUGUUUGACACAAAAGUUGAAAAGGAAGAUCUGGAGAGGCUAAAAUCUGACAUCUUAAAACAAAAGGAGGACACUGAGGCGAAAAUGGUGACGCUGCAGCAAGAAAUGGAGGAAAUGGGUGUCAUGAAGGAAGACAUGAAGAAGCAGAAGGAUGAACUGGACGACAAGAUGCAGAAGAUGAAACGAGAGAUGGAAGAGAUGGAACUCACAAAAGCUGAGCUAGAGGCCAAAAGAAAAGAGUUGGAGCACACCAUCAGAAGAAACACCAGGAAAAUGAAUGAGAUGGAACAAUCAAGGACUGACAUGCAACAAGCUAAAGAGGAGGUGGAUAAUGCAAUGAAGAAAAUCAUGCUUGAGAAGGAAGAACUAAAUGAAAUGAAAGUGGUUUUGCAAAGGCAGUUUGAGGAUGAUAGAAAUGAGCUUCAAAGGAUGGAAAGGGAGCUUCAUCAAAGGAUAGGUUUGUUUGAAAUUGAGAGCAACAAACUGAGAGAAACUCAAAAUGAACUUCAACUUCAACGACAAACUCUUCAGACAUCUAAAGAAGACUUGGAAAAGGAAAGAGGAAAAAUGUCACAUGACUUUCAGGUACAGAGAGAUAUCCUCACAGACGAGUGGCAGAAAUUGAACGAGACUAAGGAACAGAUGAAAAGAGAAAGGAAGGAGCUGGAUGUUGAGAGGAAAGAAAUAGGCUUGAGACAAGUUGAGAUAGAGCAGCUUCAAACGGAGGUAGGCAAAAUGAAACAAGAAGCCCAACUUGGUAUUGAAGACAGGGUUAGAGAAGCCUCUAUUGAGACUGAACAACUUGUCAAGGCAAAGGAAGAACUCGACACAAAAAUGCAUGACAUAAAGAUGGAAAUGGACGCCCUUCAGAAACUCAAGGAUGAGUUGAAAAGGGAAAGAGAAGAACUUGAUAGAAAUAUGGAGCAGACAAAGAUUGAGAUUGACCAACUUGAGAUAGUCAAAUCCGAUAUUCAAAGACAGAAAGUAGAGCUUGAAAAGGCAAUGUUUGACACAAAGGUUGAAAAGCAAGAUCUGGAGAGGCUAAAAUCUGACAUCUUAAAACAAAAGGAGGACACUGAGGCGAAACUGGUGACGCUGCACCAAGAGAUGGAGGAAAUGGGAGUCUUGAAGGAUGACAUGAAGAAGCAGAAGGAUGAACUGGACGACAAGAUGCAGAAGAUGAAACGAGAGAUGGAAGAGAUGGAACUCACAAAAGCUGAGCUAGAGGCCAAAAGAAAAGAGUUGGAGCACACCAUCAGAAGAAACACCAGGAAACUGAAUGAGAUAGAACAAUCAAAGACUGACAUGCAACAAGCUAAAGAGGAGGUGGAUAAUGCAAUGAAGAAAAUCACGCUUGAGAAGGAAGAACUAAAUGAAAUGAAAGUGGUUUUGCAAAGGCAGUUUGAGGAUGAUAGAAAUGAGCUUCAAAGGAUGGAAAGGGAGCUUCAACAAAGGAUAGGGUUGUUUGAAAUUGAGAGCAACAGUCUGAGAGAAACUCAAAAUGAACUUCAACUUCAAAGACAAACUCUUCAGACAUCUAAAGAAGACUUGGAAAAAGAAAGAGGUAAAAUGUCACAUGACUUUCAGGAACAGAGAGAUAUCCUCACAAACGCGUGGCAGAAAUUGGACGAGACUAAACAACAGAUGAAAAGAGAAAGGAAGGAGCUGGAUCAAGAAAGGAAAGAAAUAGGCUUGAGACAAGUUGAGAUGGAGCAGCUUCAAACGGAGGUAGGCAAAAUGAAACAAGAAGCCCAAGUUGGUAUUGAAGACAGAAUUAGAGAAGCCUCUAUUGAGACUGAACAACUUGUCAAGGCAAAGGAAGAGCUUGACACAAAAAUGCAUGAAAUAAAGAUGGAAAUGGACGCCCUUCAGAAACUCAAGGAUGACUUGAAAAGGGAAAGAGAAGAACUUGAUAGAAAUAUGGAGCAGACAAAGAUUGGGAUCGACCAACUUGAGAUGAAAAAAUCUAAUAUUCAAAGACAGAAAGAAGAGCUUGAAAAGGCCAUGUUUGACACAAAAGUUGAAAAGGAAGAUCUGGAGAGGCUAAAAUCUGACAUCUUAAAACAAAAGGAGGACACUGAGGCGAAAAUGGUGACGCUGCAGCAAGAGAUGGAGGAAAUGGGUGUCAUGAAGGAAGACAUGAAGAAGCAGAAGGAUGAACUGGACGACAAGAUGCAGAAGAUGAAACGAGAGAUGGAAGAGAUGGAACUCACAAAAGCUGAGCUAGAGGCCAAAAGAAAAGAGUUGGAGCACACCAUCAGAAGAAACACCAGGAAAAUGAAUGAGAUGGAACAAUCAAGGACUGACAUGCAACAAGCUAAAGAGGAGGUGGAUAAUGCAAUGAAGAAAAUCACGCUGGAGAAGGAAGAACUAAAUGAAAUGAAAGUGGUUUUGCAAAGGCAGUUUGAGGAUGAUAGAAAUGAGCUUCAAAGGAUGGAAAGGGAGCUCCAUCAAAGGAUAGGGUUGUUUGAAAUUGAGAGCAACAAACUGAGAGAAACUCAAAAUGAACUUCAACUUCAAAGACAAACUCUUCAGACAUCUAAAGAAGACUUGGAAAAGGAAAGAGGAAAAAUGUCACAUGACUUUAACGUACAGAGAGAUAUCCUCACAAACGAGUGGCAGAAAUUGGACGAGACUAAACAACAGAUGAAAAGAGAAAGGAAGGAGCUGGAUGUUGAGAGGAAAGAAAUAGGCUUGAGACAAGUUGAGAUGGAGCAGCUUCAAACGGAGGUAGGCAAAAUGAAACAAGAAGCCCAAGUUGGUAUUGAAGACAGAAUUAGAGAAGCCUCUAUUGAGACUGAACAACUUGUCAAGGCAAAGUUAGAACUCGACACAAAAAUGCAUGAAAUAAAGAUGGAAAUGGACGCCCUUCAGAAACUCAAGGAUGAGUUGAAAAGGGAAAGAGAAGAACUUGAUAGAAAUAUGGAGCAGACAAAGUUUGAGAUCGACCAACUUGAGAUGAAAAAAUCUAAUAUUCAAAGACAGAAAGAAGAGCUUGAAAAGGCCAUGUUUGACACAAAAGUUGAAAAGGAAGAUCUGGAGAGGCUAAAAUCUGACAUCUUAAAACAAAAGGAGGACACUGAGGCGAAAAUGGUGACGCUGCAGCAAGAGAUGGAGGAAAUGGGUGUCAUGAAGGAAGACAUGAAGAAGCAGAAGGAUGAACUGGACGACAAGAUGCAGAAGAUGAAACGAGAGAUGGAAGAGAUGGAACUCACAAAAGCUGAGCUAGAGGCCAAAAGAAAAGAGUUGGAGCACACCAUCAGAAGAAACACCAGGAAAAUGAAUGAGAUGGAACAAUCAAGGACUGACAUGCAACAAGCUAAAGAGGAGGUGGAUAAUGCAAUGAAGAAAAUCACGCUGGAGAAGGAAGAACUAAAUGAAAUGAAAGUGGUUUUGCAAAGGCAGUUUGAGGAUGAUAGAAAUGAGCUUCAAAGGAUGGAAAGGGAGCUCCAUCAAAGGAUAGGGUUGUUUGAAAUUGAGAGCAACAAACUGAGAGAAACUCAAAAUGAACUUCAACUUCAAAGACAAACUCUUCAGACAUCUAAAGAAGACUUGGAAAAGGAAAGAGGAAAAAUGUCACAUGACUUUAACGUACAGAGAGAUAUCCUCACAAACGAGUGGCAGAAAUUGGACGAGACUAAACAACAGAUGAAAAGAGAAAGGAAGGAGCUGGAUGUUGAGAGGAAAGAAAUAGGCUUGAGACAAGUUGAGAUGGAGCAGCUUCAAACGGAGGUAGGCAAAAUGAAACAAGAAGCCCAAGUUGGUAUUGAAGACAGAAUUAGAGAAGCCUCUAUUGAGACUGAACAACUUGUCAAGGCAAAGUUAGAACUCGACACAAAAAUGCAUGAAAUAAAGAUGGAAAUGGACGCCCUUCAGAAACUCAAGGAUGAGUUGAAAAGGGAAAGAGAAGAACUUGAUAGAAAUAUGGAGCAGACAAAGUUUGAGAUCGACCAACUUGAGAUGAAAAAAUCUAAUAUUCAAAGACAGAAAGAAGAGCUUGAAAAGGCCAUGUUUGACACAAAAGUUGAAAAGGAAGAUCUGGAGAGGCUAAAAUCUGACAUCUUAAAACAAAAGGAGGACACUGAGGCGAAAAUGGUGACGCUGCAGCAAGAGAUGGAGGAAAUGGGUGUCAUGAAGGAAGACAUGAAGAAGCAGAAGGAUGAACUGGACGACAAGAUGCAGAAGAUGAAACGAGAGAUGGAAGAGAUGGAACUCACAAAAGCUGAGCUAGAGGCCAAAAGAAAAGAGUUGGAGCACACCAUCAGAAGAAACACCAGGAAAAUGAAUGAGAUGGAACAAUCAAGGACUGACAUGCAACAAGCUAAAGAGGAGGUGGAUAAUGCAAUGAAGAAAAUCACGCUGGAGAAGGAAGAACUAAAUGAAAUGAAAGUGGUUUUGCAAAGGCAGUUUGAGGAUGAUAGAAAUGAGCUUCAAAGGAUGGAAAGGGAGCUUCAUCAAAGGAUAGGGUUGUUUGAAAUUGAGAGCAACAAACUGAGAGAAACUCAAAAUGAACUUCAACUUCAAAGACAAACUCUUCAGACAUCUAAAGAAGACUUGGAAAAGGAAAGAGGAAAAAUGUCACAUGACUUUAACGUACAGAGAGAUAUCCUCACAAACGAGUGGCAGAAAUUGGACGAGACUAAACAACAGAUGAAAAGAGAAAGGAAGGAGCUGGAUGUUGAGAGGAAAGAAAUAGGCUUGAGACAAGUUGAGAUGGAGCAGCUUCAAACGGAGGUAGGCAAAAUGAAACAAGAAGCCCAAGUUGGUAUUGAAGACAGAAUUAGAGAAGCCUCUAUUGAGACUGAACAACUUGUCAAGGCAAAGUUAGAACUCGACACAAAAAUGCAUGAAAUAAAGAUGGAAAUGGACGCCCUUCAGAAACUCAAGGAUGAGUUGAAAAGGGAAAGAGAAGAACUUGAUAGAAAUAUGGAGCAGACAAAGUUUGAAAUCGACCAACUUGAGAUGGACAAAUCUAAUAUUCAAAGACAGAAAGAAGAGCUUGAAAAGGCCAUGUUUGACACAAAAGUUGAAAAGGAAAAUCUGGAGAGGCUAAAAUCUGACAUCUUAAAACAAAAGGAGGACACUGAGGCGAAACUGGUGACGCUGCAGCAAGAGAUGGAGGAAAUGGGAGUCUUGAAGGAUGACAUGAAGAAGCAGAAGGAUGAACUGGACGACAAGAUGCAGAAGAUGAAACGAGAGAUGGAAGAGAUGGAACUCACAAAAGCUGAGCUAGAGGCCAAAAGAAAAGAGUUGGAGCACACCAUCAGAAGAAACACCAGGAAAAUGAAUGAGAUGGAACAAUCAAGGACUGACAUGCAACAAGCUAAAGAGGAGGUGGAUAAUGCAAUGAAGAAAAUCACGCUGGAGAAGGAAGAACUAAAUGAAAUGAAAGUGGUUUUGCAAAGGCAGUUUGAGGAUGAUAGAAAUGAGCUUCAAAGGAUGGAAAGGGAGCUUCAUCAAAGGAUAGGGUUGUUUGAAAUUGAGAGCAACAAACUGAGAGAAACUCAAAAUGAACUUCAACUUCAAAGACAAACUCUUCAGACAUCUAAAGAAGACUUGGAAAAGGAAAGAGGAAAAAUGUCACAUGACUUUAACGUACAGAGAGAUAUCCUCACAAACGAGUGGCAGAAAUUGGACGAGACUAAACAACAGAUGAAAAGAGAAAGGAAGGAGCUGGAUGUUGAGAGGAAAGAAAUAGGCUUGAGACAAGUUGAGAUGGAGCAGCUUCAAACGGAGGUAGGCAAAAUGAAACAAGAAGCCCAAGUUGGUAUUGAAGACAGAAUUAGAGAAGCCUCUAUUGAGACUGAACAACUUGUCAAGGCAAAGUUAGAACUCGACACAAAAAUGCAUGAAAUAAAGAUGGAAAUGGACGCCCUUCAGAAACUCAAGGAUGAGUUGAAAAGGGAAAGAGAAGAACUUGAUAGAAAUAUGGAGCAGACAAAGUUUGAAAUCGACCAACUUGAGAUGGACAAAUCUAAUAUUCAAAGACAGAAAGAAGAGCUUGAAAAGGCCAUGUUUGACACAAAAGUUGAAAAGGAAAAUCUGGAGAGGCUAAAAUCUGACAUCUUAAAACAAAAGGAGGACACUGAGGCGAAACUGGUGACGCUGCAGCAAGAGAUGGAGGAAAUGGGAGUCUUGAAGGAUGACAUGAAGAAGCAGAAGGAUGAACUGGACGACAAGAAGCAGAAGAUGAAACGAGAGAUGGAAGAGAUGGAACUCACAAAAGCUGAGCUAGAGGCCAAAAGAAAAGAGUUGGAGCACACCAUCAGAAGAAACACCAGGAAACUGAAUGAGAUAGAACAAUCAAAGACUGACAUGCAACAAGCUAAAGAGGAGGUGGAUAAUGCAAUGAAGAAAAUCACGCUUGAGAAGGAAGAACUAAAUGAAAUGAAAGUGGUUUUGCAAAGGCAGUUUGAGGAUGAUAGAAAUGAGCUUCAAAGGAUGGAAAGGGAGCUUCAACAAAGGAUAGGGUUGUUUGAAAUUGAGAGCAACAGUCUGAGAGAAACUCAAAAUGAACUUCAACUUCAAAGACAAACUCUUCAGACAUCUAAAGGAGACUUGGAAAAGGAAAGAGGAAAAAUGUCACAUGACUUUAACGUACAGAGAGAUAUCCUCACAAACGAGUGGCAGAAAUUGGACGAGACUAAAGAACAGAUGAAAAGAGAAAGGAAGGAGCUGGAUGUUGAGAGGAAAGAAAUAGGCUUGAGACAAGUUGAGAUGGAGCAGCUUCAAACGGAGGUAGGCAAAAUGAAACAAGAAGCCCAAGUUGGUAUUGAAGACAGGGUUAGAGAAGCCUCUAUUGAGACUGAACAACUUGUCAAGGCAAAGGAAGAACUCGACACAAAAAUGCAUGACAUAAAGAUGGAAAUGGACGCCCUUCAGAAACUCAAGGAUGAGUUAAAAAGGGAAAGAGAAGAACUUGAUAGAAAUAUGGAGCAGACAAAGAUUGAGAUUGACCAACUUGAGAUAGUCAAAUCCGAUAUUCAAAGACAGAAAGUAGAGCUUGAAAAGGCAAUGUUUGACACAAAGGUUGAAAAGCAAGAUCUGGAGAGGCUAAAAUCUGACAUCUUAAAACAAAAGGAGGACACUGAGGUGAAACUGGUGAUGCUGCAGCAAGAGAUGGAGGAAAUGGGAGUCUUGAAGGAAGACAUGAAGAAGCAGAAGGAUGAACUGGACGACAAGAUGCAGAAGAUGAAACGAGAGAUGGAAGAGAUGGAACUCACAAAAGCUGAGCUAGAGGCCAAAAGAAAAGAGUUGGAGCACACCAUCAGAAGAAACACCAGGAAAAUGAAUGAGAUGGAACAAUCAAGGACUGACAUGCAACAAGCUAAAGAGGAGGUGGAUAAUGCAAUGAAGAAAAUCAUGCUUGAGAAGGAAGAACUAAAUGAAAUGAAAGUGGUUUUGCAAAGGCAGUUUGAGGAUGAUAGAAAUGAGCUUCAAAGGAUGGAAAGGGAGCUUAAUCAAAGGAUAGGGUUGUUUGAAAUUGAGAGCAACAAACUGAGAGAAACUCAAGAUGAACUUCAACUUCAAAGACAAACUCUUCAGACAUCUAAAGAAGAGUUGGAAAAAGAAAGAGGUAAAAUGUCACAUGAUUUUCAGGAACAGAGAGAUAUCCUCACAAACGAGUGGCAGAAAUUGGAUGAGACUAAAGAACAGAUGAAAAAAGAAAGGAAGGAGCUGGAUCAAGAAAGGAAAGAAAUAGGUUUGAGACAAUUUGAAAUGGAGCAGCUACAAAUCGAGGUAUUCAAAAUGAAAAAUGAAGCCGAAGUUGGUCUUGCAGACAGAAUUAGGGAAGCCUCCAUUGAGACUGAAAAUCUUGUCAAAGAAAAGGAAGAACUCAACACAAAAAUGGAUAAAAUGAAGGUUGAAAUGGACACACUUCAGAAACGUAAGGAUGAGUUGAAAAGGGAAAGAGAAGAACUUGAUAGAAAUAUGGAACAGACGAAAAGUGAGAUUGACCAUCUUGAGUCACUCAAAUCCGAUAUUCAAAGACAGAAAGAUGAGCUUGAAAAAGCCAUGUUUGACACAAAGGUUGAGAAGGAAGAAGUAGAGAGGCUAAAAUCUGACAUCUUAAAACAAAAGAAGGACACUGAGGAGCAACUGGCGAUGCUGCAGAAAGAGAUGGAGGAAAUGGGAGUGUUGAGGGAAGACAUGAAGAAGCAGAAGGAUGAACUGGACGACAAGAUGCAAAAGAUGAAACGGGAGAUGGGAGAGAUGGAACUCACAAAAGCUGAGCUAGAGGCCAAAAGAAAAGAGUUGGAGCACACCAUCAGAAGAAACACCAGGAAACUGAAUGAGAUAGAACAAUCAAGGACUGACAUACAGCAGGCUAAAGAAGAGGUGGAUAAUGCAAUGAAGAAAAUUGCCCUUGAGAAGGAAGAACUAACUGAAAUGAAAGUGGUUUUGGAAGGCCAGUUUGAGAAUGACAGACUUGAUCUUCAAAAGAUGGAAAGGGACUUUCAACAAAGGAUUGAGUUGUUUGAAAUUGAGAGCAACAAACUGAGAGAAACUCAAAAUAUACUUCUAAUGCAAAGCCAGACACUUGAGACAGCUAGAGAAGACUUUGAAAAAGAAAGAGGUAAAAUGACAGAACAUUUUCAGGAACAGAGAAUUAUACUUGAAACAGAGUGGCAAAUGUUGGACAAAACCAAAGAAAACAUACAGAAACUAAGAGAAGACAUAGACUUGAGACAAAUGGAAAUGGUCCAACUUCAGGCAGAAACAGAAAGGAUUAAAAAAGAAACCCAAGAUGAUCUGAAAGACCAAAUUAGAAAUGCUUCUAUUGAGAAAGAACAACUUAACAAAGCCAAGGAAGAACUUAGCACAAAAAUGGAAGAAAUGAAGAGAGAAAUGGACGAACUUCAGAAGCUGAGGGAUGAGUUGAAAAAAGAAAGAGAAGAACUUGACAGCAAAAUGGAGCAUACAAAGAUGGAGAUGAAUGAGCUUCAGGCAGUCAAAUCUGAUAUUCAAAGGCAGAAAAAAGAGCUGGAAACGGCCAUAUUUAAAACAAAAGCUGAGAAGGAAAAACUUGAGAGCUUAAAAUCUAACAUUCACAAACAAAAGGAAGACACUGAGGUGAAGUUGGCGAUGCUGAAGCAAGAGAUGGAGGAAAUUAGAGUCUUGAGGGAAGACAUGCAGAAUCGGAGGGAUGAACUGGACGACAAGAUGCAGAAGAUAAAACGGGAGAUGGGAGAGAUGGAACUCACAAAAGCUGAGCUAGAGGCAAAAAGGAGAGAACUGGAGCAUACCAUCAGAAGAAACAUGAGGAAACUGAAUGACAUGGAACAAUCAAAGACUGACAUAGAACAAGCUAAAGAUGAAUUGAAUAAAGCAAUGAAUAGAAUUGCUCUUGAGAGGGAAGAACUAAAUGAGAUGAAAACUAUUUUAGAGGGCCAGUUUGCCAAUGACAGAAAAGAGCUUCAAAAUUUGGAAAGUGAACUUUAUAUGCGCAUCAGCUUGUUGGAAAUUCAGAGCAACAAGGUAACAGAAACUGAAAGUUCACUUAAUUUGCAAAGUCAAAGUCUUGAGACAGCUAAGCAAGACAUGGAAAAGGAAAGAGGUAAAAUGUCAGAAGAGUUUCAGGAACAGAGAUAUAUCCUCACAAACGAGUGGCAAACGUUGGACGAGGCUAAAGAGGAGAUGAAAAGAGAAAGAAACAAACUGGAUCAAGAAAGGAAAGAAAUAGGCCUGAGACAAGCUGAAAUAGAGCAGCUUCAAAUGGAGAUAGUCAAAAUGAAAAAUGAAGCCCAACUUGGUCUUGAAGACAGAAUUAGAGAAGCCUCCAUUGAGACUGAAAAUCUUGUCAAAGAAAGGGAAGAACUCAACACAAAAAUGUAUAAAAUGAAGGUUGAAAUGGACACCCUUCAGAAACUGAAGGAUGAGUUGAAAAGGGAAAGAGAAGAACUUGAUAGAAAUAUGGAACAGACAAAAAUUGAGAUUGAUCAUCUUGAGACAGUCAAAUCCGAUAUUCAAAGACAGAAAGAUGAGCUUGAAAAGGCAAUGUUUGACACAAAGGUUGAAAAGGAAGAACUAGAGAGGCUAAAAUCUGACAUCUUAAAACAAAAGAAGGACACUGAGGAGCAACUGGCGAUGCUGCAGAAAGAGAUGGAGGAAAUGGGAGUCUUGAGGGAAGACAUGAAGAAGCAGAAGGAUGAACUGGACGACAAGAUGCAGAAGAUGAAACGAGAGAUGGAAGAGAUGGAACUCACAAGAGCAGAGCUAGAGGCCAAAAGAAAGGAGUUGGAGCACACCAUCAGAAGAAACACCAGGAAACUGAAUGAGAUGGAACAAUCAAAGACUGACAUACAGCAGGCUAAAGAAGAGGUUGAUAAUGCAAUGAAGAAAAUUGCCCUUGAGAAGGAAGAAUUAACUGAAAUGAAAGUGGUUUUGCAAGGCCAGUUUGAGAAUGACAGAAAUGAGCUUCAAAAGAUGGAAAGGGAGUUUCAACAAAGGAUUGAGUUGUUUGAAAUUGAGAGCAACAAACUGAGAGAAACUCAAAAUACACUUCUAAUGCAAAGCCAGACACUUGAGACAGCUAGAGAAGACUUUGAAAAAGAAAGAGGUAAAAUGACAGAACAUUUUCAGGAACAGAGAAUUAUACUUGAAACAGAGUGGCAAAUAUUGGACAAAACCAAAGAAAACAUACAGAAACUAAGAGAAGAAAUAGACUCGAGACAAAUGGAAAUGGUCCAACUUCAGGCAGAGACAGAAAGGAUUAAAAACGACGCCCAAGAUGCUCUCAAAGACCAAAUUAGAAAUGCUUCUAUUGAGAAAGAACAACUUACCAAAGCGAAGGAAGAACUCAACACAAAAAUGGGAGAAACGAUGAGAGAAAUGGAUGAACUUCAGAAGCUGAGGGAUGAGUUGAAAAAAGAAAGAGAACAACUUGACAGCAAAAUGGAGCAUACAAAGAUGGAGAUGAUUGAGCUUCAGGCAGUCAAAUCUGAUAUUCAAAGGCAGAAAAAAGAGCUGGAAACGGCCAUGUUUGAAACAAAAGCUGAGAAGGAAAAACUUGAGAGCUUAAAAUCUAACAUCCACGAACAAAAGGAAGACACUGAGGUGAAGUUGGCGAUGCUGAAGCAAGAGAUGGAGGAAAUUAGAGCCUUGAGGGAAGACAUGCAGAAUCGGAGGGAUGAACUGGACGACAAGAUGCAGAAGAUAAAACGGGAGAUGGGAGAGAUGGAACUCACAAAAGCUGAGCUAGAGGCCAAAAGGAGAGAACUGGAGCAUACCAUCAGAAGAAACACCAGGAAACUGAAUGACAUGGAACAAUCAAAGACUGACAUAGAACAAGCUAAAGAUGAAUUGAAUAAAGCAAUGAAUAGAAUUGCUCUUGAGAGGGAAGAACUAAAUGAGAUGAAAACUAUUUUAGAGGGACAAUUUGCCAAUGACAGAAAAGAGCUUCAAAACUUGGAAAGUGAACUUUAUAUGCGAAUCAGUUUGUUGGAAAUUCAGAGCAACAAGGUGAAAGAAACUGAAAGUUCACUUAAUUUGCAAAGCCAAAGUCUUGAGACAGCUAAGCAAGACAUGGAAAAGGAGAGAAGUAAAAUGUCAGAUGACUUUCAGGAACAGAGAUAUAUCCUCACAAACGAGUGGCAAAUGUUGGACGAGGCUAAAGAGGAGAUGAAAAGAGAAAGAAACAAACUGGAUCAAGAAAGGAAAGAAAUUGAACUCAGACAAGUUGAAAUAGAGCAACUUCAAAUGGAGGUAGUCAAAAUGAAAAAUGAAGCCCAAGUUGGUCUUGAAGACAGAAUUAGAGAAGCCUCCAUUGAGACUGAACAGCUUGCCAAAGAAAAAGAAGAACUUGACAUUAAAAUGGAUGAAAUGAAGAUGGAAAUGGACACCCUUCAGAAACUGAAGGAUGAGUUGCAAAGGGAAAGAGAAGAACUUGAUAGAAAUAUGGCGCAGACAAAAAUUGACAUUGACCAUCUUGAGACAGUCAAAUCCAAUAUUCAAAGACAGAAAGAAGUGCUUGAAAAUGCAAUGUUUGACACAAAGGUUGAAAAAGAAGAUCUGGAGAGGCUAAGAUCUGACAUCUUAAAACAAAAGGAGGACACUGAGGCGAAACUGGUGAUGCUGCAGAAAGAGGUGGAGGAAAUGGGAGUCUUGAGGGAAGACAUGAGGAAGCAGAAGGAUGAACUGGACGACAAGAUGCAAAAGAUGAAACUGGAGAUGGGAGAGAUGGAACUCACGAAAGCUGAGCUAGAGGCCAAAAGGAGAGAACUCGAGCAUACCAUCAGAAGAAACACCAGGAAACUGAAUGACAUGGAACAAGCUACAGAUGAAUUGAAUAAAGCAAUGAAUAGAAUUGCUCUUGAGAGGGAAGAACUAAAUGAGAUGAAAACAAUUUUAGAAGGCCAGUUUACCAGUGACAGAAAAGAGCUUCAAAACUUGGAGAGUGAGCUAGAAAUGCGGAUCAGAUUGUUGGAAAUUCAGAGCAACAAGAUGACAGAAACUGAAAGUUCACUUCAUUUCCAAAUCCAAAGUCUUGAGAUCGCUAAGCAAGACAUGGAAAAAGAAAGAGGCAAAAUGUCAGAUGAGUUUCAGGAACAGAGAGAUAUCCUCUCAAACGAGUGGCAAAAGUUGGAUGAGGCUAAAGAAGAGAUUAAAAGAGAAAGAAUGGAACUGGAUCAAGAAAGGAAAGAAAUUGAACUCAGACAAGUUGAGAUGGAGCAACUUCAAAUGGAAGCAGUCACGAUUGAAAAAGAAACCCAAGUUGGUCUCAAAGACAGAAUCAGAGAAACCUCUAUUGAGACAGAACAACUUGCCAAAGAAAAAGAAGAACUUGACAUUAAAACAGAUGAAAUGAAGAUGGAUAUGGACACCCUUCAGAAACUGAAGGAUGAGUUGCAAAGGGAAAGAGAAGAACUUGAUAGAAAAAUAGAGCAGACAAAGAUUGACAUUGACCAUCUUGAGACAGUCAAAUCCGAUAUUCAAAGACAGAAAGAAGAGCUUGAAAAGGCAAUGUUUGAUACAAAGGUUGAAAAGCAAGAUCUGGAGAGGCUAAAAUCUGACAUCUUAAAACAAAAGGAGGACACUGAGGCGAAACUGCUGAUGCUGCAGCAAGAGAUGGAGGAAAUGGUAGUCUUGAGGGAAGACAUGAAGAAGCAGAAGGAUGAACUGGACGACAAGAUGCAGAAAUUAAAACGGGAGAUGGGAGAGAUGGAACUCACAAACGCUGAGCUAGAAGCCAAAAGAAGAGAGUUGGAGCACACCAUCAGAAGAAACACCAGGAAACUAAAUGAGAUGGAAAAAUCAAAGACUGAAAUACAACAAGCUAAAGAUGAAUUGAAUAAAGGAAUGAAUAGAAUUGCUCUUGAGAGGGAAGAACUAAAUGAGAUGAGAACAAUUUUAGAAGGCCAGUUUGCCAGUGACAGAAAAGAGCUUCAAAACUUGGAAAGUGAGCUAGAAAUGCGGAACAGAUUGUUGGAAAUUCAGAGCAACAAGAUGACAGAAAUGGAAAGUUCACUUCAUUUCCAAAUCCAAAGCCUUGAGACCGCUAAGAAAGACAUGGAAAAAGAAAGAGGCAAAAUGUCAGAUGAGUUUCAGGAACAGAGAGAUAUCCUCACAAAUGAGUGGCAAAAGUUGGAUGAGGCUAAAGAGGAGAUGAAAAGAGAAAGAAACAAACUGGAUCAAGAAAGGAAAGAAAUUGAACUCAGACAAGUUGAGAUGGAGCAACUUCAAAUGGAGGCAGUCACGAUUGAAAAAGAAACCCAAGUUGGUCUCAAAGACAGAAUCAGAGAAACCUCUAUUGAGACUGAAAAACUUGGCAAAGAAAAAGAAGAGCUUGACAUUAAAACGGAUGAAAUGAAGAUGGAAAUGGACACCCUUCAGAAACUGAAGGAUGAGUUGCAAAGGGAAAGAGAAGAACUUGAUAGAAAAAUAGAGCAGACAAAGAUUGACAUUGACCAUCUUGAGACAGUCAAAUCCGAUAUUCAAAGACAGAAAGAAGAGCUUGAAAAGGCAAUGUUUGAUACAAAGGUUGAAAAGCAAGAUCUGGAGAGGCUAAAAUCUGACAUCUUAAAACAAAAGGAGGACACUGAGGUGAAACUGCUGAUGCUGCAGCAAGAGAUGAAGGAAAUGGGAGUCUUGAGGGAAGACAUGAAGAAGCAGAAGGAUGAACUGGACGACAAAAUGCGGAAGAUGAAACGGGAGAUGGGAGAGAUGGAACUCACAAAAGCUGAGCUAGCAGCCAAAAGAGGAGAGCUGGAGUACACAAUCAGAAGAAGCACCAGGAAGUCUGAUGCAAUGGACCAAACAAAAACUGAUGUUCUGAAGGCAAAGGAUGAUCUUGAAGAGCUCAGGACAGAAAUAGAAAGAGAGAAAGCUUGUGUACACCAAGUUAAAGAUGAUUUACAGAAAUUAAAAGAGGACGUUGAAAGCAUGGAGAGGGAUGUAGAUGUCACAUAUAGUGAUGCCAUAAACAAUCAGUUACGUACACUAAUGCAUGAAAUUGACACAACAAGAGAAAUGGUGAACAGAUCAAAGCUUGAAAUGAAAUACAAGAUGGAAACCAGUCAUCUUGAAAGUGAUGUGCGAGAAGAGAUAAAUGUCGAGUUACAACAAUUGAUCCUAGAAAUUGAGCAAAUUAGGGAGGGUAUCAGAAGAAUGCAAACUGAGAUGGAUGCUGCCAUAAGGCAUAGGGAUGAAAUUAUCACAGGGAGAUUAAAGAGAGAAAAUGAACAUCUUGAAGAAUUGAGGAGAAGUGUAGAAAUGGAUAGAGAAUCUCUAGAAAAAGAAAAAGAGCUGUUGAAAAGAGAACGAGAUGAACUUUUGCAAGCACAAUUACAAGUAGAGAGACAGGUUGAAACUGGUGUGCAAACAGAAAUAGACCAGGAGGCUACACCAGCACCAGAAAAAGUAUUCAGGAUGAAAGGAGAGAUACUGGAAAGGGAGAUACAACAUCAGAAAGAGGUUCUAGGACAGGAGAGGGCAGCUCUGGAAAAUGAGAGAGAUUGUCUAAAACAUGACAAAGAUAUGUUGGAGAACAAGAGGGCUACUCUAGAAAAGGAAUGGGAGGAAUUACAUCAAAUUCAUAGCGAAGAAAAGAAUUUCAGAGAAGAGAUACAACAAAAGGAGGAAGCACUGAAGGUCAAAAUGGACAACUUGUCUCUCCAAGAGGAAGACAUAAAGAAACAAAUGAAAGUUAUGGAAAUUACACAGUAUGACAUUCAACAGGAGAGACAUCAGCUGUCACAACAAAAGAUUCAAAUUGACCAACAACAGAAAGAAAUUGAAGACAUAGUGAAAAAUAACAUCAAAUGCAGCAAUGACCUGCAAUUAUUGAAGUUGGAAUUUGAGCAAGAAAAGGAGAAACAUGAGUGUGGCCUAGCUACAGAAAAAAGAUAUAUUCAAGAAAAAAGAUUUGAGCUUGACAAAGAACGACAAGACAUAACAGAGAGACUGGUUCAAAUUCAGUGUGAGAAAGACUCUCUGAAUCAGUUGCAUGCAGACCUAGAGAAACAGAAAGAAGAUAUAGAAAGGGAGAGCAAACAUCUGGAAAUGGAAAUGCAGUACUUUGAGAACUACAAGACAGAACUCAUGAAGCAAUCAGAGGAGAUGAAUGACGUAAAGAAAACUGUGAUGGUGGAGCAGAGACAUCUUGAAAGCAAAAUGGCUGAAUUAAAUGACCAACAGUUGCAGGUGGAUGACAUAAUGAGAAGAAAUAAAUUGGAGUUAGAUCAUUUGGAAAAACUUAGGAUUGAAAUAGAAGUACAAACACAGCACUUGGAAAACACCACGGAAGAUAUAAGGACAGAACAGCGGCAGUUGGAAAACACUAGAAAAAUACUGGAAAAGGAAAAACUAGACAUUGAAAAAAGCAACAAAGUGAUAUCAAAAGAAAAAAAGGAUGUGGAAAAUAUAAAGGAAGAUCUAGAAAGAGGAUGGGAUGAACUUAAAAGAGAGAGACUCAAAGCAGAGGAAGAGGACAAUAUCAGGAUAAAAGAAAUACAAGAUGAAAAAUGUGCUAUAGAAUCAUUAUUUGUUGAUAUAGAAAAUCAGAAAAAAGAACUAGAGAUAGAAAAAGAAAACAUCAACAACAAAACACUUCAACUGGACGUUCUCAACAAAAAGCUUGACAAACAGAGAGAAAACAUGGAGGAGCAGCAGAGUGACCUAACAGAAAGGAAAGCUGCGAUAGACCAGCAACAAAUAGAACUAGAUAACAUGAUUGAUAUCCACAAUAAGGAAAAGAUGGAACUUGACCGAAUCAGAGCUGACAUAGAAGGAGAGAGACAAGCAAUUGAGAUUACUGUUAAAGAAAAACUAGGUGCGGACAAAGAAGAACUUGAGAAACUGCAAAAUAGACUGGAUGAAGAAAGACAGGAAAUUGAAAACAACAAACAUGCCAUGAUGAAAGACAAGGAUGAGUUGGAAAACUUGAAAAAUGAUGUUCAGAAACAAUGGGACGAGCUGCGUCCCUUCAAGGAAAACAUUCAAAUUGAAAAGGAUGAACUUCAAAAGAAGAUGGCUGAGGUGGACGAAAAGUCAAAUAACAUUGAGAAUAUGAUGCAGGAGAUGAUUCAGGAGAAAGAGAGAUUGGACAAACAAACACAGGUUCUACAACAAGAAAAGGAUGUCCUCAAGAGUCUUGCUGAAGAAACGGAAAGAAUGAGGGUUGAAUUUGAAAGGCGUAGCAUUGAAGUUGAGGAACAAAAACAAGAAUUAGCAGACAAAAAGCUCAGUCUUGAGGCAGAAACUCAUGAUUUGGAGAUUAAACAGUCAGAAAUGGAUAAAGAAAUGAAAAUGUUUGAAAAUGAAAAAGUGAAGCAGAAGGAAGAGUAUGAAAAUCUACUGAAGGAGAUACAGGCAGAGAAGGACGCUCUGAAACAACUUCAAGAAGAGACGGAAUCAAAGAAAAAUGACCUACAGAACCAGGAGUCAAACCUGACCGCCAGGAAAGAGCAGCUAGACGUUCUCCAGUCAGACCUCCAAACACAGAGAGACAACAUGGAAGAGAUUAUGCAGGCCAUUGACGAGCAGCAGAGUGACUUAACAGAAAGGAAAGCUGUGAUAGACCAGCAACAAAUAGAACUAGAUAACAUGAUUGAUAUCCACAACAAGGAAAAGAUGGAACUUGACCGAAUCAGGGCUGACAUAGAAGAAGAGAGAGAAGCAAUUGAGAUUACUGUUAAAGAAAAACUAGGUGCGGACAAAGAAGAACUUGAGAAACUGAAAAAUAGACUGGAUGAAGAAAGACAGGAAAUUGAAAACAACAAACAUGCCAUGAUGAAAGACAAGGAUGAGUUGGAAAAUUUGAAAUAUGAUGUUCAGAAACAAUGGGAUGAGCUGCGUCCCUUCAAGGAAAACAUUCAAAUUGAAAAGGAUGAGCUUCAAAAGAAGAUGGCUGAGUUGGACAAAAAGUCAAAUAACAUCCAGAAUAUGAUGCAGGAGAUGAUGCAGGAGAAAGAGAGAUUGGACGAACAAACACAGGUUCUACAACACGAAAAGGAUGUCCUCCAGAGUCUUGCUGAAGAAACAGAAAGGAUGAAGGUUGAAUUUGAAAGGCGUAGCAUUGAAAUAGAGGAACAAAAACAAGAAUUAGCAGAAAACAAGCUCAGUCUUGAGGCAGAAACUCAUGAUUUGCAGAAGAAAAAAUCAGAAAUGGAUAAAGAAGUUAACACGUUACAAAAUGAAAAAGUAAAACAGAUGGAAGAGUAUGAAAAUCUGCUAAAGGAAAUACAGGGAGAAAAGGAUGCUCUGAAACAACUUCAAAAAGAAACAGAAAUGAAGAAAAAUGACCUCCAGAACCAAGAGUCAGACCUGACUUCCAGGAAAGAGCAGCUAGACGUUCUCCAGUCAGAUCUCAAAACACAGAGAGACAACAUGGAAGAGAUGAUGAAGGCCAUUCACGAGCAGCAGAGUGACCUAACAGAGAGGAAAGCUGUGAUAGACCAGCAACAAAUAGAACUAGAUAACAUGAUUAAUAUCCACAACAAGGAAAAGACGGAAAUUGACCGAAUCAGAGCUGACAUAGAAGAAGAGAGAGAAGCAAUUGAGAUUACCGUUAAAGAAAAACUAGGUGCGGACAAAGAAGAACUUGAGAAACUGAAAAAUAGACUGGAUGAAGAAAGACAGGAAAUUGAAAACAACAAACAUGCCAUGAUGAAAGACAAGGAUGAGUUGGAAAAUUUGAAAAAUGAUGUUCAGAAACAAUGGGAUGAGCUGCGUCCCUUCAAAGAAAACAUUCAAAUUGAAAAGGAUGAGCUUCAAAAGAAGAUGGCUGAGGUGGACGAAAAGUCAAAUAACAUCCAGAAUAUGAUGCAGGAGAUGAUGCAGGAGAAAGAGAGAUUGGAUGAACAAGCACAGGUUCUACAACACGAAAAGGAUGUCCUCCAGAGUCUUGCUGAAGAAACAAAAAGGAUGAAGGUUGAAUUUGAAAGGCGUAGCAUUGAAGUUGAGGAACAAAAACAAGAAUUCGCAGAAAACAAGCUCAGUCUUGAGGCAGAAACUCAUGAUUUGGAGAUGAAAAAGUCAGAAAUGGAUAAAGAAGUUAACACAUUACAAAAUGAAAAAGUUAAACAGAUGGAAGAGUAUGAAAAUCUGCUGAAGGAAAUACAGGCAGAAAAGGACGCUCUGAAACGACUUAAAGAAGAAACAGAAAUGAAGAAAAAUGACCUCCAGAACCAGGAGACAGACCUGACUUCAAGGAAAGAGCAGCUAGACGUUCUCCAGUCAGAUCUCCAAACACAGAGAGACAACAUGGAAGAGAUGACGAAGGCCAUUCAUGAGCAGCAGAGUGACCUAACAGAAAGGAAAGCUGUGAUAGACCAGCAACAAAUAGAACUAGAUAACAUGAUUGAUGUCCACAACAAGGAAAAGACGGAACUUGACCGAAUCAGAGCUGACAUAGAAGGAGAGAGACAAGUAAUUGAGAUUACCGUUAAAGAAAAACUAGGUGCGGACAAAGAAGAACUUGACAAACUGAAAAAUAGACUGGAUGAAGAAAGACAAGAAAUUGAAAACAACAAACAUGCCAUGAUGAAAGACAAGGAUGAGUUGGAAAACUUGAAAAAUGAUGUUCAGAAACAAUGGGACAAGCUCGGACCCUACAAGGAAAACAUUCAAAUUGAAAAGGAUGAACUUCAAAAGAAGGUGGCUGAGGUGGACGAAAAAUCAAAAAACAUUGAGAAUAUGAUGCAGGAGAUGAUGCAGGAGAAAGAGAGAUUGGACGAACAAACACAGGUUCUACAACACGAAAAGGAUGUCCUCCAGAGUCUUGCUGAAGAAACAGAAAGGAUGAGGGUGGAAUUUGAAAGGCAAAGAAUUGAAAUCGAGGAACAAAAACAAGAAUUAGCAGAAAACAAGCUUAGUCUUGAGGAAGAAACUCAUGAUUUGGAGAUGAAAAAAUCAGAAAUGGAUAAAGAAGUUAACACAUUACAAAAUGAAAAAGUGAAACAGAUGGAAGAGUAUGAAAAUCUGCUAAUGGAAAUACAGGCAGAAAAGGACGCUCUGAAACAACUUCAAGAAGAAACAGAAAUGAAGAAAAAUGACCUACAGAACCAGGAGUCAGACCUGACUUCCAGGAAAGAGCAGCUAGACGUUCUCCAGUCAGACCUCCAAACACAGAGAGACAACAUGGAAGAGAUGACGAAGGCCAUUCAUGAGCAGCAGAGUGACCUAAAAGACAGGAAAGCUGAGAUAGACCAGCAACAAAUAGAACUAGAUAACAUGAUUGAUAUCCACAACAAAGAAAAGAUGGAACUUGACCGAAUCAGAGCUGACAUAGAAGAAGAGAGAGUUACCAUUAAAGAAAAACUAGGUGCGGACAAAGAAGAACUUGAGAAACUGAAAAACAGACUGGAUGAAGAACGGCAGGAAAUUGAAAACAGCAAACAUGCCAUGAUGAAAGACAAGGAUGAGUUGGAAAACUUGAAAAAUGAUGUUCAGAAACAAUGGGAUGAGCUGCGUCCCCUCAAGGAAAACAUUCAAAUUGAAAAGGAUGAACUUCAAAAGAAGAUGGCUGAGGUGGAUGAAAAAUCAAAUAACAUUGAGAAUAUAAUGCAGGAGAUGAUGCAGGAGAAAGAGAGAUUGGACGAACAAACACAGGUUCUACAACACGAAAAGGAUGUCCUCCAGAGUCUUGCUGAAGAAACAGAAAGGAUGAGGGUUGAAUUUGAAAGGCAAAGAAUUGAAAUCGAGGAACAAAAACAAGAAUUAGCAGAAAACAAGCUUAGUCUUGAGGAAGAAACUCAUGAUUUGGAGAUGAAAAAAUCAGAAAUGGAUAAAGAAGUUUACACAUUACAAAAUGAAAAAGUGAAACAGAUGGAAGAGUAUGAAAACCUGCUAAUGGAAAUACAGGCGGAAAAGGACGCUCUGAAACAACUUCAAGAAGAAACAGAAAUGAAGAAAAAUGACCUACAGAACCAGGAGUCAGACCUGACUUCCAGGAAAGAGCAGCUAGAUGUUCUCCAGUCAGAUCUCCAAACACAGAGAGACAACAUGGAAGAGAUGAUGAAGGCCAUUAACGAGCAGCAGAGUGACCUAACAGACAGGAAAGCUGUGAUAGACCAGCAACAAAUAGAACUAGAUAACAUGAUUGAUAUCCACAACAAGGAAAAGAUGGAACUUGACCGAAUCAGAGCUGACAUAGAAGAAGGGAGAGAAGCAAUCGAGGUUACCGUUAAAGAAAAACUAGGUGCAGAAAGAGAAGAACUUGACAAACUGAAAAAUAGACUGGAUGAAGAAAGACAGGAAAUUGAAAACAACAAACACGCCAUGAUGAAAGACAAGGAUGAGUUGGAAAACUUGAAAAAUGAUGUUCAGAAACAAUGGGACGAGCUGCGUCCCUUCAAGGAAAACAUUCAAAUUGAAAAGGAUGAACUUCAAAAGAAGAUGGCUGAGGUGGACGCAAAAUCAAGUAACAUCCAGAAUAUGAUGCAGGAGAUGAUGCAGGAGAAAGAGAGGUUGGACGAACAAACACAGGUUCUACAACACGAAAAGGAUGUCCUGAAGAGUCUUGCUGAAGAAACAGAAAGAAUGAGGGCUGAAUUUGAAAGACGUAGCUUUGAAAUAGAGGAACAAAAACAAGAAUUAGCAGAAAACAAGCUCAGUCUUGAGGCAGAAGCUCAUGAUUUGGAGAAGAAAAAAUCAGAAAUGGAUAAAGAAAUGAAAAUGUUAGAAAAUGAAAAACUGAGACACAAGGAAGCGUAUGAAAAUCUACUGAAGGAAAUACAGGAAGAGAAGGAUGCUCUGACACAACUUCAAGAAGAGACGGAAUCAAAGAAAAAUGACCUACAGAACCAGGAGUCAAACCUGACCUCGAGGAAAGAGCAGCUAGACGUUCUCCAGUCAGACCUCCAAUCACAGAGAGACAACAUGGAAGAGAUUAUGAAGGCCAUUCACGAGCAGCAGAGUGACCUAACAGAGAGGAAAGCUGUGAUAGACCAGCAACAAAUAGAACUAGAUAACAUGAUUAAUAUCCACAACAAGGAAAAGACGGAACUUGACCGAAUCAGAGCUGACAUAGAAGAAGAGAGAGAAGCAAUUGAGAUUACUGUUAAAGAAAAACUAGGUGCGGACAAAGAAGAACUUGAGAAACUGAAAAAUAGACUGGAUGAAGAAAGACAGGAAAUUGAAAACAACAAACAUGCCAUGAUGAAAGACAAGGAUGAGUUGGAAAAUUUGAAAAAUGAUGUUCAGAAACAAUGGGAUGAGCUGCGUCCCUUCAAAGAAAACAUUCAAAUUGAAAAGGAUGAGCUUCAAAAGAAGAUGGCUGAGGUGGACGAAAAGUCAAAUAACAUCCAGAAUAUGAUGCAGGAGAUGAUGCAGGAGAAAGAGAGAUUGGAUGAACAAGCACAGGUUCUACAACACGAAAAGGAUGUCCUCCAGAGUCUUGCUGAAGAAACAAAAAGGAUGAAGGUUGAAUUUGAAAGGCGUAGCAUUGAAGUUGAGGAACAAAAACAAGAAUUAGCAGAAAACAAGCUCAGUCUUGAGGCAGAAACUCAUGAUUUGGAGAUGAAAAAGUCAGAAAUGGAUAAAGAAGUUAACACAUUACAAAAUGAAAAAGUUAAACAGAUGGAAGAGUAUGAAAAUCUGCUGAAGGAAAUACAGGCAGAAAAGGACGCUCUGAAACGACUUAAAGAAGAAACAGAAAUGAAGAAAAAUGACCUCCAGAACCAGGAGUCAGACCUGACUUCAAGGAAAGAGCAGCUAGACGUUCUCCAGUCAGAUCUCCAAACACAGAGAGACAACAUGGAAGAGAUGACGAAGGCCAUUCAUGAGCAGCAGAGUGACCUAACAGAAAGGAAAGCUGUGAUAGACCAGCAACAAAUAGAACUAGAUAACAUGAUUGAUGUCCACAACAAGGAAAAGACGGAACUUGACCGAAUCAGAGCUGACAUAGAAGGAGAGAGACAAGUAAUUGAGAUUACCGUUAAAGAAAAACUAGGUGCGGACAAAGAAGAACUUGACAAACUGAAAAAUAGACUGGAUGAAGAAAGACAAGAAAUUGAAAACAACAAACAUGCCAUGAUGAAAGACAAGGAUGAGUUGGAAAACUUGAAAAAUGAUGUUCAGAAACAAUGGGACGAGCUCGGACCCUACAAGGAAAACAUUCAAAUUGAAAAGGAUGAACUUCAAAAGAAGAUGGCUGAGGUGGACGAAAAAUCAAAAAACAUUGAGAAUAUGAUGCAGGAGAUGAUGCAGGAGAAAGAGAGAUUGGACGAACAAACACAGGUUCUACAACACGAAAAGGAGGUCCUCCAGAGUCUUGCUGAAGAAACAGAAAGGAUGAGGGUUGAAUUUGAAAGGCAAAGAAUUGAAAUCGAGGAACAAAAACAAGAAUUAGCAGAAAACAAGCUCAGUCUUGAGGAAGAAACUCAUGAUUUGGAGAUGAAAAAAUCAGAAAUGGAUAAAGAAGUUAACACAUUACAAAAUGAAAAAGUGAAACAGAUGAAAGAGUAUGAAAAUCUGCUAAUGGAAAUACAGGCGGAAAAGGACGCUCUGAAACAACUUCAAGAAGAAACAGAAAUGAAGAAAAAUGACCUACAGAACCAGGAGUCAAAUCUGACUUCCAGGAAAGAGCAGCUAGACGUUCUCCAGUCAGACCUCCAAACACAGAGAGACAACAUGGAAGAGAUGACGAAGGCCAUUCAUGAGCAGCAGAGUGACCUAAAAGACAGGAAAGCUGAGAUAGACCAGCAACAAAUAGAACUAGAUAACAUGAUUGAUAUCCACAACAAAGAAAAGAUGGAACUUGACCGAAUCAGAGCUGACAUAGAAGAAGAGAGAGUUACCAUUAAAGAAAAACUAGGUGCGGACAAAGAAGAACUUGAGAAACUGAAAAACAGACUGGAGGAAGAAAGGCAGGAAAUUGAAAACAGCAAACAUGCCAUGAUAAAAGACAAGGAUGAGUUGGAAAACUUGAAAAAUGAUGUUCAGAAACAAUGGGACGAGCUGCGUCCCCUCAAGGAAAACAUUCAAAUUGAAAAGGAUGAACUUCAAAAGAAGAUGGCUGAGGUGGACGAAAAAUCAAAAAACAUUGAGAAUAUGAUGCAGGAGAUGAUGCAGGAGAAAGAGAGAUUGGACGAACAAACACAGGUUCUACAAAAAGAAAAGGAUGUCCUCCAGAGUCUUGCUGAAGAAACAGAAAGGAUGAAGGUUGAAUUUGAAAGGCGUAGCAUUGAAAUCGAGGAACAAAAACAAGAAUUAGCAGACAAAAAGCUCAGUCUUGAGGCAGAAACUCAUGAUUUGGAGAUGAAAAAGUCAGAAAUGGAUAAAGAAGUUAACACAUUACAAAAUGAAAAAGUGAAACAGAUGGAAGAGUAUGAAAAUCUGCUGAAGGAAAUACAGGCAGAAAAGGACGCUCUGAAACGACUUAAAGAAGAAACAGAAAUGAAGAAAAAUGACCUCCAGAACCAGGAGUCAGACCUGACUUCAAGGAAAGAGCAGCUAGACGUUCUCCAGUCAGAUCUCCAAACACAGAGAGACAACAUGGAAGAGAUGACGAAGGCCAUUCAUGAGCAGCAGAGUGACCUAACAGAAAGGAAUGCUGUGAUAGACCAGCAACAAAUAGAACUAGAUAACAUGAUUGAUGUCCACAACAAGGAAAAGACGGAACUUGACCGAAUCAGAGCUGACAUAGAAGGAGAGAGACAAGUAAUUGAGAUUACCGUUAAAGAAAAACUAGGUGCGGACAAAGAAGAACUUGACAAACUGAAAAAUAGACUGGAUGAAGAAAGACAAGAAAUUGAAAACAACAAACAUGCCAUGAUGAAAGACAAGGAUGAGUUGGAAAACUUGAAAAAUUAUGUUCAGAAACAAUGGGACGAGCUCGGACCCUACCAGGAAAACAUUCAAAUUGAAAAGGAUGAACUUCAAAAGAAGAUGGCUGAGGUGGACGAAAAAUCAAAAAACAUUGAGAAUAUGAUGCAGGAGAUGAUGCAGGAGAAAGAGAGAUUGAACAAACAAACACAGGUUCUACAACACGAAAAGGAUGUCCUCCAGAGUCUUGCUGAAGAAACAGAAAGGAUGAGGGUUGAAUUUGAAAGGCGUAGCAUUGAAAUAGAGGAACAAAAACAAGAAUUAGCAGAAAACAAGCUCAGUCUUGAGGCAGAAACUAAUGAUUUGGAGAUGAAAAAAUCAGAAAUGGAUAAAGAAGUUAACACAUUACAAAAUGAAAAAGUUAAACAGAUGGAAGAGUAUGAAAAUCUGCUGAAGGAAAUACAGGCAGAAAAGGACGCUCUGAAACGACUUAAAGAAGAAACAGAAAUGAAGAAAAAUGACCUCCAGAACCAGGAGUCAGACCUGACUUCAAGGAAAGAGCAGCUAGACGUUCUCCAGUCAGAUCUCCAAACACAGAGAGACAACAUGGAAGAGAUGACGAAGGCCAUUCAUGAGCAGCAGAGUGACCUAACAGAAAGGAAUGCUGUGAUAGACCAGCAACAAAUAGAACUAGAUAACAUGAUUGAUGUCCACAACAAGGAAAAGACGGAACUUGACCGAAUCAGAGCUGACAUAGAAGGAGAGAGACAAGUAAUUGAGAUUACCGUUAAAGAAAAACUAGGUGCGGACAAAGAAGAACUUGACAAACUGAAAAAUAGACUGGAUGAAGAAAGACAAGAAAUUGAAAACAACAAACAUGCCAUGAUGAAAGACAAGGAUGAGUUGGAAAACUUGAAAAAUGAUGUUCAGAAACAAUGGGACGAGCUCGGACCCUACAAGGAAAACAUUCAAAUUGAAAAGGAUGAACUUCAAAAGAAGAUGGCUGAGUUGGACGAAAAAUCAAAAGACAUUGAGAAUAUGAUGCAGGAGAUGAUGCAGGAGAAAGAGAGAUUGGACGAACAAACACAGGUUCUACAAAAAGAAAAGGAUGUCCUCCAGAGUCUUGCUGAAGAAACAGAAAGGAUGAAGAUUGAAUUUGAAAGGCGUAGCAUUGAAAUAGAGGAACAAAAACAAGAAUUCGCAGAAAACAAGCUCAGUCUUGAGGCAGAAACUCAUGAUUUGGAGAUUAAAAAAUCAGAAAUGGAUAAAGAAAUGAAAAUGUUAGAAAAUGAAAAAGUGAGACAGAAGGAAGAGUAUGAAAAUCUACUGAAGGAAAUACAGGAAGAGAAGGAUGCUCUGAAACAACUUCAAGAAGAAACAGAAUCAAAGAAAAAUGACCUACAGAACCAGGAGUCAAACCUGACCUCCAGGAAAGAGCAGCUAGACGUUCUCCAGUCAGAUCUCCAAACACAGAGAGACAACAUGGAAGAGAUGACGGCCAUUCAUGAGCAGCAGAGUGACCUAACAGACAGGAAAGCUAUGAUAGACCAGCAACAAAUAGAACUAGAUAACAUGAUUAAUAUCCACAACAAGGAGAAGACGGAACUUGACCGAAUCAGAGCUGACAUAGAAGAAGAGAGAGAAGCAAUUGAGAUUACUGUUAAAGAAAAACUAGGUGCGGACAAAGAAGAACUUGAGAAACUGAAAAAUAGACUGGAUGAAGAAAGACAGGAAAUUGAAAACAGCAAACAUGCCAUGAUGAAAGACAAGGAUGAGUUGGAAAACUUGAAAAAUGAUGUUCAGAAACAAUGGGACGAGCUGCGUCCCUUCAAGGAAAACAUUCAAAUUGAAAAGGAUGAACUUCAAAAGAAGAUGGCUGAGGUGGACGAAAAGUCAAUUAACAUUGAGAAUAUGAUGCAGGAGAUGAUGCAGGAGAAAGAGAGAUUGGAUGAACAAACACAGGUUCUACAACAAGAAAAGGAUGUCCUCAAGAGUCUUGCUGAAAAAACUGAGCAGAGGAAAGAUGAGCUUGAGCAACUCAACACCGAUAUCCAGAUGCAAAAACAAGAACAUUUGGUCAGAGUAGAUGCUACAACACAAACUCCUGUGGUGGACAUGAGACAGGCUGUUGCAGGAUAUCCAAUAGAGCCUGAGUCUGAUGAUGUUCCAAGGCUUGAUGCAGCAACAGAAACACCUCUGACAGAGAUCGAGCAGGCUGAUGGAACAACAACUACUAUGCAGGUUAAGAUGGAUGAUGCUGCAACACGGACAGUUCCCGUGGAGAUAGAGCAGGUUGAUGCUACAACACAAGCACCUGUGGAGACAGAGCAGCAUGAUGAUGGUGUGGAACAAACACCUACCGUCACGAUAACACAAAUAGAUGUGGUGAGCGUGGAUCAAAUAGUGAUGGUGCCCUCAGAACAGAUUGAUGCAGCAUUACGUUAUACUACAGAACAGACUGAGACACCUGCAGAGGAGAUGGAACCUACUGAUGCUGCACCACCUUUGUUUAAAAUGGAGCAGGCUGAUGCUGAGAUACAAACCCCUGUGGUUGAGAUCAAGCAGACUGAUGCUGAAACACAAACCCAUGUGGUGGAGAUCAAACAGGCUGAUGCUGAAACACAAAUAGUUUCUGUAGAACAGACUGCUGCAGCAUUAUCUGAAGAAAGGAAGGAGCUGGAAGAACCUUUAACAAUCUUUGCCGAGGAGAAAGAGACGGUUCAUGUUACAACACCUGUUGUUGAAAUGCUUGAAACACUUACUGUGAAGAUUGAAAUGCUUGAUACUACAACACAAACACUUGCAAUAGAAGUGGAGCAGGUUGAUGCUGAAACACAAACCCCUGUGAUGGAGAUCAAACAGGCUGAUGCUGAAACACAAACCCAUGUGGUGGAGAUCAAACAGGCUGAUGCAGACAGACCAGCAGAGAAGGAGUUGGCUGAUGCAGCAACGCAAGCAGCUACCGUAGAGACAGAAAAGACUGCUGCAGAAAUUGAAACAGCUGCCAUGGAGUUAGAUAAUGCUGAUGCUUCAACUCAAACUCUAGUGGUAGAGGUGGAGCAUGCAGACACUGCUGCACAAACAGAGGAGCAAGAGCUGAUUGAUGUUUCAAAACCUGACAUUGAACUGGAGCAGAGUGAUGCAGCAACACCUGUGAUAGAAGAAGACAUGGAUGAAACAAGAAUAUUUGCUGUGGACAUCCAGACAGUUGAUGUUACAACACAAACAUUUGCAGCAGAAGUGGAGCAAGCUUAUACCGAAACACAAACCCCAGUGAUGGAGAUCAAACAGGCUGAUGCAGAGAGACCAGUGGAGGAGAUGGCUGAUGCAGCACCUGCAGCUGAGACGAAACCUGUUGAGGCUGCACCACCUUUAUUUAAGAUGGAGCAAGCUUAUGCUGAAACACAAACCCCAGUGAUGGAGAUCAAACAGGCUGAUGCAGAGAGACCAGUGGAGGAGAUGGCUGAUGCAGCACCUGCAGCUGAGACUAAACCUGUGGAGGCUGCACCACCUUUAUUUAAGAUGGAGCAAGCUUAUGCCGAAACACAAACCCCAGUGAUGGAGAUCAAACAGGCUGAUGCAGAGAGACCAGUGGAGGAGAUGGCUGAUGCAGCACCUGCAGCUGAGACGAAACCUGUUGAGGCUGCACCACCUUUAUUUAAGAUGGAGCAAGCUUAUGCUGAAACACAAACCCCUGUGGUGGAGAUCAAACAGGCUGAUGCAGAGGAACCAGCGGAGAAGGAGAUGGCUGAUGCCACAACACAAACAGCUGCCAUAGAGACAGAAAAGACUGUUGCAAUUGAAACAUCUGCCAUGGAGUUCGAUAAGGCUGUUGCUUCAACUCAAACUCUAGUGGAAGAGGUGGAGCAUGCAGACACUGCUGCACAAACAGUCCCAAUGCCUACAGAACUGGCUAUUACAGAGGGGACAGAAUUCCUUGAUGUUUCAAAAACUGACGUUAAAAUGGAGCAGGCUGAUGCAGCAACACAAACUACAGAGGUGCCCACUGAACAGACAACUGCAACACCUGCAGUUGAGACGAAACCUGUUGAGGCUGCACCACCUGUGCUUAAGAUGGAGCAAGCUGAUGCUGACACACAAACUCCUGUGAUGGAGAUCAAACAGGCUGAUGCUGACACACAAACCCCUGUGGUGGAGAUCAAACAGGCUGAUGCUGACACACAAACUCCUGUGAUGGAGAUCAGACAGGCUGAUGCUGACACACAAACUCCUGUGAUGGAGAUCAAACAGGCUGAUGCUGAAACACAAACCCCUGUGGUGGAGAUCAAACAGGCUGAUGCUGAAACACAAACCCCUGUGGUGGAGAUCAAACAGGCUGAUGCAGAGGAACCUACGGAGAAGGAGAUGGCUGAAGUCAUAACACAAGCAGCUGCUGUAGAGACAGAAGAAACUGUUGCAAUUGAAACAUCUGCACCACCUGUGUUUAAGAUGGAGCAGGCUGAUGCUGAAACACAAACUCUAGUGGUGGAGAUCAAACAGGCUGAUGCUGAUGCUGAGGAACCAAGAGAGAAGGAGAUGGCUGAUGCCGCAACACAAACAGCUGCCAUAGAGACAGAAAAGGCAGCUGCAGCAAUUGAAACAGUGGCAAUGGAGUUAGAUAAGGCUGAUGCUUCAACACAAACAGAGGACCAAGAGCUGAUUGAUGUUUCAAAAACUGACAUUAAAAUGGAGCAAGCUGAUGCAGCAACACAAACUGCAGAGGUGCCCACUGAACAGACAAUUGCAACACCUGCAGAUGAGACAAAACCUGUUGAGGCUGCACCACCUGUGUUUAAGAUGGAGCAGGCUGAUGCUGACACACAAACCCCUGUGGUGGAGAUCAAACAGGCUGAUGCUGACACACAAACUCCUGUAAUGGAGAUCAAACAGGCUGAUGCAGACAGACCAGCGGAGAAGGAGAUGGCUGAUGCCACAACACAAACAGCUGCUGUAGAGACAGAAGAGACUGUUGCAGACAUUGAAACAGCUGCCAUGGAGUUAGACAAGGCUGAUGCUUCAACACAAACUCUAGUGGAAGAGGUGGAGCAUGCAGACACUGCCGCACAAACAGUCCCAAUGCCUACAGUACUGGCUAUUACAGAGGAAACCCUUAUAGAGGAGAUGGAGCCUACUGAUACUACAACACCUGAGCAAACAGAUGCAGCACAACCAGAGAUAAAGGAAAUGACUGAUGCUGCAACACAGACUUUAGUAGUAGAUUUAGAACAAGCCGAUCCUUCAACCCAAACAAUUGCAGAACCUACAGAACAUGUCGAGACAGCCAUAGAGGGGAUGGAACCUGCAGGUGUUGAAACAGUGUUGUUUACGACGGAGCAGACUGAUGUUGCCACUCAAACUUCUGAGGAGGAAGUGACGGAACAGGCAGAUUCGGCAACACAAACACUUGUAAUUGAGAUGGAGAGGCCUUAUGUUGUUAAACCAGUGGUGGACAUAAAGGUCAGAGAAGGGGAUCAGAAGGAAGAACCAAGGGAGGUGUAUGACAAGAGUGCAGCUGAGAUCCAGACUGAGAGACAGAAACUGAUGGAGUCUUUGGAAGCAGUGAAAGCUGACAUGGAGCUAAAGAGAGCCGACCUGGAGAGGGAGAGGGCAGAGACAGAGAACAUCAAUAUGGUGCUUAACACUGAAAGAGAAGAGCUGGAACAGAUCAGGGCAGAGAACCGGAAAGAGAAGGACACAGCGAGAGGAAUAGCCACACAGCUUCUGAAGCUAAAGGAAGACCUGGAAAGCCUUUCGUCUGAGACUCUCCGGAAAAGAGAUGAGCUGGAGUUGGUCUGUGAGGAGAUUCAGAGGAAAAGACAGGAGAAGGAAGGGGUUGAUGGCGCAGAAAUGGAGAGAACUGAACAUAUUAAGGAACAAACUGAGAAAUCAGUUCAGACAGAGAUGAAGGGUGAAGAAUUAGAAGCCGCCAGAGUUGAUGUGGCCAGAGACUGGCAGGAGUUGGAGACCAUGAAGAGGCAAGAACAAGAGAUUGCAAAAAGAGAAGAGCACAUUAAACUAAAAGAGACUGAGUUGAAGAAAACCUCUGAUGAUAUACAGCAAUCGAAGACUGCAAUGGACAUUCUACUUAAAGAGCAGAGAGAGGAGGCAGAGAGUAUAACGAAGAGAACCCAGAGGGGAAAAGACACCCUUGCAGAGUUAACGUCACAGAUAGAGAGACAGACGGGCGAAUUGAAGCAUGUGUUAAAUGAGUGUGAGAGAAAAACAAAGGAGCUACAACUGAUUGAGGGCCAGCUGAAGGAUAUGAAGAGUAUGCUAGAGACAGACAUUGAACCUUCUAGAAAAGAAGACACGAUGGAAAAGCAAAUGAAAGAAACCGAAAGGAAAGACAUGGCGACAAUGACUAUCACAACUGCUGAAAGAAUCAUGCAACAAGAAGAUGCUGCCACACAGGUAUCAUAUGGAGAUCAAGGAGAGGACAUGGACCAGUUAAAGCACUGGCAAGCAACAUACCUCCAAAAGAGAGAGGAACUUUCACGGAUAGAAAUGGAGGUAAACAAACAAGGAAUAGAAAAUGAGAACAAUAUGAGGAAAAUAGAAAAAGAUAAGGAGAUGUUGUUGAGAGACAGAGCUGAAAUUCAGACAUGUGUACAAGAGCUAGAAAGAGGGGAGGCAACAAAAUGUGCAGAAAGACUCAAACUUCUCACAACAGAAUGGAGACUGAGAGGCUGGGACAUUGAUACACUGGAGCAGAAAGAGAGAGAAACUAUAACGUCUAAAAUCACCGAAAGAGAAGAAAUUGAACGAUUGAAAAAGAGAAUACGUGAAAUGAAAGAAGAACUAGAGAGACGAUGGGAAUCCAUUGAACAAAAACAGAGGGAGAAAGUGAAGAAACAGAGAGAAGUGGACCUUAGACUAGCCGACAUAGAGAAAUACAAGGAAAUGCUCCAGACUGAGCUGAGGAGGGACCGGCAGAGAGCCAUGACGCGGGGAAGAGCGGUGGAGGUUAUUAAGGAGCUGAUGUUCAAGGAAAUUGAAAUACUCAGGAGCACAGACAGACGUGUCAGCACCGAGGAGCUGUGGAGACUAGCGCUACAGAUAUCGCGGCUGGAGAGGUCACUGGUGAGGACCGUAGACCGUGCAGUGCAGACGCAGACGGAGCAGAGCCAGAGAGAAGUAGCCACCUCUCACCUGCAGGAGGAGCGGGAGAUGCGUCUGAGGUCCACAAGUGGGAUGGUGACGGUCAGCACUGUGGUGGAAGGCGGACGAGGGGGGCCCAGAGAGAGCAAAGGGACGCAGACAGGAAGAGUACAGCGGACUUCUCUGGGUCAGAGGUUGCUGUGGUGGGUCAGGCGGUGCUGUUGCUGCUGCUGUCGAACAGAACGCCGGCGACAGGAACAACAGUGGGUGGAGCUUUACGGAGACGAGCUCCACUAAGGAAAGAAAAUAUCAUGACAUACAGAAAAUAUUCUUAGAACUUGGAUGGACACAUCUCAAAUUUGCAAAAAGCAAAAUUGCCAUUUAUCCGCAACUACUUUUUUUGCGCUUGCUUGCUUUGUUAAUUUUAUCUCAUAUUAUAUUCUUUUAAUUUUAUAUACAUAUUAUCUCUGUCCAACAUUUCCUGACUGAAGGAUGAUAUUUUGUCAAGAAUUGUGAAUUUGCAAGUAGAAUAUACUAAAUAAGCAACUUCAAAGGACUCAAUUGGCCAUUACAUUUGGCCACUACAUUUCAAUGUCUCUACAUUUCAUUUCUGAAUUUGAAUUGUUUAUUAUUUAUUAAUUUAUUUAAUUGAAUUUGGUAAUGCAUAUAGGCUUGUGUAUCUCAUACUUUGAGCAGCUUUUAUUUAUUUAAGAACUAUUUACUUAUUACAUGGGCUAUAUUAGUGCACUUGAGGCACACAUUAACUAAUACUUUUGAGUGCUAUCGGGUGUGUUGAGGUGCAAGAUUUAAUGGAAGGUCCAAGAUCUAAUGUAUUCACAAUGUUUGACUACUUGUGUGUUCAAUAAAACGAAUAAACAACUAUUAUACAAGA
Molecule: messenger RNA, 50391 nt
Organism: Sardina pilchardus (European sardine)
Lineage: Eukaryota; Metazoa; Chordata; Actinopteri; Clupeiformes; Clupeidae
Exons: 6
Coding region: 228-49796 (16522 amino acids)
Biological process (GO): regulation of apoptotic process
Source: RefSeq, a predicted model, not a curated record